AAUUUAAAACCGGAUAGUUUUCCGAAUUCUUCUAACAGAUCUAACACCUUACUGACACUCUCUUCUGGAUCCUCCAAAGACAACAUAAGGUCGCCAGCAUAAGCUUUCAAUUUGUAUUCUUUCACUCCUAUUUUUAUUCCGCGUAUCUCUGAAGUUUUUCUUAUCUUAUUUGUAAUUAUCUCUAACAUCAUAAUAAACAGAAGAGGUGACAGAGGGCACCCCUGCCUAGUACCCUUCGAGAUUUCAAAGGGUUCUGUUAAAUUAUUAUUAAUAAUUAAUUUAGCACUUUGUUGUGAGUAAAUUGCUUUUAUUCCUUCCUUCUUCCACUUUCUGGACAAUGAAGUUGUCUGCAAGGCCAGUGAGGAAUCUGUUUGACCUUAUGCUCUUGGCUGAGUUUGACAUCCAACAAAUAUCCGGGUAAUUGAAGUCCCCCAUUACUACUAUCUCCCUUCCUUUUGCAUGCUUGGCCAUCUGUUCCAGGAAGGCAUCAUCUAUGUCCUCCGUUUGGCUUGGGGAUCUAUAGUAAACUCCCACAAUGAGGUCACUGUUAUUCUUCUCUCCCUUAAUUUUGACCCAAAUGCUCUCACUUUGGCUUUGAGGUUCUAAAUCUUGGAUCUCUUCACAGGUAUACACAUCCCUGACAUAUAACGCCACUCCUCCUCCUUUCUUGUCUGGUCUGUUUCUCUGAAAUAGAUUGUAUCCCCCAUUAUUACAUUCCAAUCGUGGGACUUAUCCCACCAGGUUUCAGUGAUGCCUAUUAUGUCAUAUUUAGUUUGCUGUACCAAGAGCUCAAGCUCAUCUUGUUUAUUUCCCAUGCUUUGCUCAUUAGUGUACAGACAUUGAAGUCCAUUAAUCAUUCCCCGUGUCUCUUAUUUAAGGAUUUUUUCCUCCCACCACUAGGUCUGCGUGCUGUUUGCUCCAUUUGGUCUAUGACAUUUGGAUGAUCAUCUUCAUCAAUUGAUAGACUCCUACCUUCAGGAGCACUGUCUCCCUCCCCACAUUAGUCAGUUUAAAGCCCUCCUGAUGAGGUUUCUGAGAUUUUUGGCAAAAACAUUUCUCCCAACCGUUGUGAGGUGCAGCCCAUCGCUUGCCAGAAGUCCAUCUUCAAGAAACUGCAGUCCGUGAUCUAAGAAUCCAAACCGUUCCUGUUUACACCAUUUGCGAAGCCAGCUGUUCACUUCCACUAUUUUCCCCUCUCUCCCUGGGCCACAUCGUUCAACUGGGAGGACAGAUGAGAUGACAAUUUGUGCAUUUAAUUGCUUCAAUUUCCUGCCCAGAGCCUCGUAGUCUCUUUUGAUCUUCUGGAGGCUAUUGCUUGCAGUGUCAUUGGUUCCCACAUGAACCAAGAGGAAGGGGUAUUUGUCAGUGGGUUUUAUGAUUCCUUGCAGUCGUUCAGUUACAUCUUGGAUCUUAGCCCCGGGGAGACAGAUGUUUGUAGCUUCGAGAACACUGUCCAACCAUCUCGUCCUCUGUCGUCCCCUUCUUCUUGUGCCCUCAACCUUUCCCAACAUCAGGGUCUUUUCCAGGGAGUCUUCUCUUCUCAAGAGGUGGCCAAAGUAUUGGAGUCUCAGCUUCAGGAUCUGUCCUUCCAGUGAGCACUCAGGGCUGAUUUCCUUAAAAAUAGAUAGGUUUGAUCUUCUUGCAGUCCAUGGGACUCUCAAGAGUCUCCUCCAGCACCAUAAUUCAAAAGCAUCAAUUCUUUGGCGAUCAGCCUUCUUUAUGGUCCAGCUCUCACUUCCGUACAUCACUACUGGGAAAACCAUAGCUUUAACUAUAUGGACCUUUGUUGGCAAGGUGCUGUCUCUGCUGGGACCAUAGUCACCCUGAAAACAGUUGGUAACACUCUACGCCGUGAAGGACUGAGAUCUUGCAGAGCCCGCAAGGCCCCCUUGCUCAAGCAGCACAUGUUCAGGCCCGUCUGCAGUUUGCCAAUGCCCAUCUGAAUGACCCAGAGGAGAAGUGGGUGAAAGUGUUGUGGUCAGAUGAGACCAAAAUCAAGCUCUUUGGCAUCAACUCAACUCAUCGUGUUUGGCGGAGGAAGAAUGCUGCCUACGCCCCCAAGAACACCAUCCCCACCGUCAAACAUGGAGGGGGACAUAUUAUGCUUUGGGGGUGUUUUUCUGCUAAGGGGACAGGACACCUUCACCACAUCGAAGGGACGAUGGACGGGUCCAUGUAUCGUCAAAUCUUGAGUGAGCACAUCCUUCCCUUAGCCAGGGCAUUGAAAAUGGGUCAAGGAUGGGUAUUCCAGCAUGACAAUGACCCCCAACACACGGCCAAGGCAACAAAGGAGUGGCUCAGGAAGAAGCACAUUAAGGUCCUAGAGUGGCCUAGCCAGUCUCCAGACCUUAAUCCCAUCGAAAAUCUGUGGAAGGAGCUGAAGGUUUGAGUAGCUACACAUCAGCCUCGAAAUCUUCCUGACUUGGAGAAGAUCUGCAAAGAGGAGUGGGACAAAAUACCUCCUGAGAUGUGUGCAAACCUGGUGGCCACCUACAAGAAACGUCUGUAAUUGCCAACAAGGGUUUUGCCACCAAGUCAUCUUUUGCAAAGGGAUCAAAUACUUAUUUCACUCAUUAUAAUGCACAUCAAUAUCUGACUUUUGUCUUCUGGGGGUUUUCCCUGUUGUUAUUUUGUUUCUCACAGCUACAGUAAACCUACCAUUAAAAUUAUGGACUGGUCAUUUCUUCGUCAGAGGGCAAACGGGCAAAUUUAGCAGGGGAUCAAAUACUUUCCCCCCUCACUGUAUGUUAGAGGCUCGUUUAUAUUUUGGGAAUGAUGCAUGUUUUUAUGUAGCUGCAUUGUUUCCUACUUUCUGGAUGCCCCAUGAUCAUAUUAUAAAGUAGUUGUGUUCAGUGUUAUAAAUCAAGCACUGCUAGGAUCAUUUCUUUUUUGUUUUCCAAUGUAUUUCUUAUCAAUUAAAUUUUUGGUGCAAGCAAAUUUUUAUUCUGAAAGUGUGGUGAAGAGAAAACAGUUUGAGAACCACUGGGCUAGGCAGACCCCUGCUGGAGACCUUGGAGCUGCUAGCUGAAACAGACAAAUCUGGGUCAUAUAGACAAUAUUCUGCUUCAAUAUAAGGCCAGAUUCCUAUGAAACACUGUUUUAAUUAGAUGCCUGAGGCCGGUGCUGACAGCAUGCACUAGUCUGGAGCAUCCAUGCAGCCCAGAUUAUUCUCCCGGCUGUUCUGAGGAGAAGCACGUUGUGAAUUCCUCCUCCUGCUCACACAAAGGGAUAAUCCAGCAGCCAUGGAACAGCUAGCCUAGAAACAUAAAUCAAAGCAUCUCUAUUGCUUAUGUACCUUUUUGCUUUUCUGGCAAAGCUGGACUUGAAACCCCAGCAAACAGCAAGGUGAAACCCUCCAGCUCACCCCCACACCCUGCAUGCAAUUCAGUGAUCCUUCUGGGAUGAACCUACCCUCCCUCUUCUAAACACUGUGCACUUGAAACGGCUGAAUUUUGCGGGAGUGAGCCUCAGGCAGGCGGGAGUCAGUCUGCUGGAAUAAUGAGAACGAGUCAGGCUGUGAGCCUCUGCUAUCCUGCCCGGUCCUCUUGUGCAUUUCAAUUCUCUGUGCACACAUCUGAGGGAGCAUCCUCUCCCUGCUCUCUUUCUGUCGUCCCCCCACCUCCCUCCUUCUCCACCAGCUCUUCUUCAGGAGCUGCAGAGCUGAGAAGCCAACCUCAGCAGCAUGCUCCCGAGGCUGCCGUAGACAGAGCCGUGGUCAGGCUGGCCACCCUUCAAGCUCUCCAAUGCACCGGGAGGCCGCAGUCUCUGUCGUCCAGGGCCUCAGUGAGCCGUGCCCACCCAGCGCCAGCCCAACCCAAGCAGCCUCUGCAGUGCGGACCGCUAAGAGACAGGUAGGAGCUGGGUGCUUGCGGUUGUGACAAGGAAGCUGCCUGGUGAGGCGGCCUUUGCAACAGGGCGGCAGACCUCUUGGUCAAAUGUAGUCUCCUCAGUGGUGGCAUUUGGGGAUGUUGGCCUCUCACCAAUUUCUGUGGGGCAGUGGGCCUGAAUGGGUGGGUAAGGGAGGGGUGCAUGGGCCUUCUUCAACUGUCACCCUCCAUUACGAUCACUUUAGUGGAUUUCCUCUCAGGAUGUUAAUUGGUGUGUAGCCUCUCCAGGAUGACUGAAGGAGAGAGAGAGAGAGAGAGAGAGAGAGAGAGAGAGAGAGAGAGAUAUGCUCAUUUGCCAAGGACAGUCCUGCUCAUGCCAAAAUCCUCUCACACCUCUUCUUCAGAGCUGAUGGCAUACAUGGCCCCAAAUCAUACUGCUUUUCUGGGAAGUCUCUGUGGUGGUAGGUGAACCGCAGGUUUUCAAAAAAUAGCUAAAAAAAAAUAAGAGGAGUAGGAUUAAUACAGUACUAAAAAAACCCAAGAAUGACAGUGAGCUCUACAAGUUACAGACAGAUUGUUUUUCCCCUGCCUGGCUGCUGCUGCUGCUGCUGCUGCUGCUGCGAUAAAUGGGAGUGAUUAGCAGCAGCAUAGAUUUGGCUUCUCCUCCCUCAUUUCUCUUUUUUUUAAUUGUUGAAUGAAAGGCAAGUGGGCUGCAGAAUCAGUGGCAGUUCACCAAGGGACAGAGACAGCUUGCAGAUAAAAGGAAGUACAAGACUGACUGGAAGGUGCUGGCGAGGCUAAAUCACCGAGCAGGCUGCUUCUUUAGUGCCUUAGACCAUAGGUGACUGGCAAAUGUUGCAUGGAUAUCCAUGGCCGAAAGAACCAAGACAGACACCCCAAAUCUUCCCCAAAUCAGUGGCAGGGAAGAGACUGGCCACCAAAUAUGCUGCAUCUGUUGCUAAUUUUACAGCUGCCUCACAUGCAGGGUUGCUAAUUUUGAAUUACAGGGUUCUUGUGUCUUUAAGAGUGGGUGACAAGCAGGAAUUCAGCAAGGUAAAUUUUCCCCACCACUUCCAUCUUCAUGCUGGGAAAAGCUUCACUGCCUGAAUUUCCAGUAUUCAUGUUGCAAAUGUUAAAGUUACCAGAAAGCAAUUGAGCAAACCUGUUCAACCUCAUAAUCAAGACUCCUGCUCUUUGAAAACAACAAUGACAACAAGUACAACCCUCUCUCAGUAACGGGCAGUUCACAUCCAAAUACACAUCUUUUGCCCAUGAAGAGAUGGGACUAUGCUGGGCGCCUGAGUUCUCCAUGACUGUCAGUGAAUUCCCUGAGAUAAAGUAAACGGGAGACAAACACUUCAUCUCUUACGUAAGAGUAUUAGAGGAGUCCGUCUUGCCCAGCAUCCUGCAUGCAGGGGAUGAGUACAGUAUUGCUCUCCUGCUUGAGGUAUCUGAAUACUGCAUCUGAUACUGGAGGUAAUAAAGCCAACAUGACUGGCAGCCAUCAAAGUUUUAUACUCCAUAGAAGUGCUGGCGUUGACCUAUAAAGCUUUAAAUGGUUCAGGACUGCAAUAACUCAAGGAUCCCCUCUCCUGAGGCCCUUCUUUGUGUGCCUCCUCCAUGAGGGGUCUGGAGGGGGGAAACCCAAGAACGGCCCUUUUCUAGAGUGGCUCCCCUUUUGUGGAAUGCUCUCCCCAGGGAGACUGCCCUGGUGCCUUCACCAGGCAAAAACAUCCCUCUUCUCCCAUAAUUAAGCAAUUUUAAACUGGGGUGGGGGGUGGGGGUAUUGUUUUUGUUUGUUACUAUAUUAUAUAUAUUUGUGGUUUUAGAUUGUAAACCGCCUUUGUUCCUCAGAUGAAGGGUGGUAUAGAAAUUGAGUAAAUAAAUAAAUAAAUAAAUAAAUAAAUACAUACAUACAAUUGAAUAUGUCCAGGUCCCCUUUUGAAGCUGUUCAAUUUGUUGGCCACUUCUAUGGCAACCAUCCUGUGCUAGCUAAUGCCAUAUUGAGGCCGGGAGUGGGGGAAACUGACCUGGGUCAUUUCCUCCAGCCCAUGGGUAAGGUCUGGCAGAUGGAGGGGGGUCCUACUUGACCUCACAAUUUUGUCAAGGUACCCAUUUUCAGAUCCACUGUGUGGAUGGAAGCCCCAAUAAUCAUGCCCUGACAACCAGCUGAUUUUAGGGCUUCAGAGCACAUGGCACUGCGCAAACUCCAACUAUCCGUUGACGAUCAGCUGGCUGGUGGUGCCUGCAACCUGCUUUUGGCCCCUCUAUGUCUUUAUCCGCCCCACAGCUGACUUCAUAUAUGCUUUUGGGUAUAGAGCAGGUGACCAUGCCUUGGGCAAAACAGUCUUGCAAACCAAACUUUAGGUAUCUGAUGAAGACACUCCCUCUCCCUCUCUCUCUCUCUCUCUCUCUCUCUCUCAUUAUUAAUAAUAUUUUUUCUCCUUUGUGGCUCUUUUGUACACCACUUAGAAACCAUAGUGUAAUGCAGUAUAUAAAUUAUUGAAAUAAAGUAAUAAUAAUGAAUAAAUAUUCCUUGCCAUUGGCUUAGCCAUGGGGGGUGGGAAGGAGCAAAGCCCUUCCAACUCUGCAGUUUUAUAAUUUUACGAUUCCAUUCCUUUUGUCUGUCCUGAAUCUUCCACCGUUCAGUUUGGCUGGAUGACUCCUGGCUCUUAGAUGAUGAGAGGAAGAGAAGCCCCUCUCUGCCCUCUUUCCCCAUGCCCUGCGUAAUUCCACACACCUUUCUCGUGCUCCUACUUAAACAUUCUUUUCCAAAGCAAUGGACCCUUUACUCCUCAGGGCACUGCUCCACCCCCUUGUUUUGAUCGUCCUUUUCUGCACUUUUUCUAGCUGUACAAUAUCCUUUUUGAGGCAACAAUUUGUAACAGCAUUAUGAUCCUGGCGGAUUUUAUUUUCAGUUCCUUUCCUAAGAAUCCCUAGCCUGGACUUCUCUUUUAAAGAGAAUUUUAAAGUGGCCACCACUAGCUCUUGUGGGAGUGAAAUCCAUGGUGUCACUGUACAGUGUGUGGAGACAUGCUUUCUUUUGUCUCGCCUGAAUCUUCCAGCAUUCAGCUUCACUGUAUGCUCCUGAGUUCCAGAAAUAUCUCUCUGAAAAUUCCCUAUGUUGUAACCUUUUCUUGUAGAGGAGUCACUUUGCUCCUUUCAUUAUUUCGGUUGCCCUCCUCUGAGCCUUUUCCACCACUGUAAUGUCCUCUUUGAGGUGAGGGGACCAGAACUGUACAGAGUUCUUUGAUGUGUGGUCACAUCAUAGAUUUGCAUAAUGGCAUUAUGAUGGCUGGCAGUCUUAAUUUUCAAUUCCUUUCUUAAUUAUCCCUAGCAUGGCAUCUUAAUUGAGCCAUCCACUAUGACCACAAGGUCUCAUUCCUGGUCAGUCAUCACCAGUUCAGACCCCAUGAGAAAUUAGGGACACACACACACUAACCUGUUUAUAGUACAAAAAUGCCUUUUAUUAAUCCGGAAUCAUUCUUGCUCAUCUGCAACAUGCUGCUUUAAAUCUAAACUGAUUGAAAAUCGUUCUGUCCACAAAAAUUGAUGUGGUUACAUGAUACCCAUUUGAAAAUCCUCCCCUUGGUUAGGUUAUAUUUUUCUCUUCCUGCACAUACCCCAGAUGAAUAAAGAAGGAAGUGUUAGAAGUUGCAAUCUUGGUAUACACCCACCCACAAUUUCAUUAGGCUGGUGUGGAUGUGUGCACACACAGACACACACUUUGCCAGAGUUGCCUAUAUAUGUUUUCAUGUGCUUUCAAAUGGAUGCACUGUGGGGUAACACAGAAUCAAGCUGCAAUGAACUUGUGUUUUCAGAACAAAUCCAGAUUCUCAAGAAGUGCUUUCCAGGAGCAGAAAGUAUGCAAUAGAUCUAGAUUGUGCAUUGACUCCAUAGAAAUUCAGAAAUAUUUGGUCUCCAUUGAUCCUGUUAUCAAAUGUUAUGUGUGCACAGUUUAUAAUUUUUUUAUCCCCAUUCACCUCACUUUACCCUUGCUUACAUUGAAUCACAUUUACCACCUCCAGUUUGGAGAGAUCCUUUGAUUUGGUGCCAUCAACAAACUUCAAUGCAUUCAAUCAAUUUGUUUUAAUUGUGCUAUUUCCCUUUCAGUUUGCAUUUAUUUUUUAAUCUUGAUUUGCAAACUUUCAUGAAUGUUCAGGGUCAUUCACUCCCCUUCAGUUCAGUUGCAGGCUUUUGUGUCAUUUAUUUGGUGCCUGCAACAAAUGGCACCUACUUCAAUUAUUUGCUUUCAUUCCAUUUGUUUUGUUUUUCGUUAGAUUUGUGAAAACUUCUCUUUAAGCCCCUCCCCCACAUUCUUCCUGGAUGUGUGGUGUGCAUGUGGUGGUUGCUUUUAUUCAUUUCCAUUUCCUCACCCCCUGCUCACUUUUAGCUUUCUUGUUCAAAAUUUCAAUAUGAGUAUGAAAAUGAGAGUACCCCUAAACAUAUUUUAGUAAAAAACCACUGGGUAUUGUGCAUUGUCUUAAAACAAGGUGCUACAGUUAAUGCAAUUUGCUAGAACAUUAUGAAAUCAGCUGUGGGGCAGAACCCAGCAAUUUUUGGUGGAUCUAGGCUUCAGCCUCAUGAGUUUGGGUGGUUCAGUACAAAAACUGUUCAUUAAUCCAUUCAGUUUUUUAUUAUUUAAAUGGCUGGAGGGAACAACCUUGCACUCUCUUCCUUCCUUCCUUCCUUCCUUCCUUCCUUCCUUCCUAUGGCAACAUCUAAAUAGUGCAUUUAUGACUGCAGCUUGAGGACUUCCAGUAGGUUGUGAGCUUAAGAAAUGUCUGUUCUUUGGUUAUACCUCCCCUCCCCCCGCGCGAGUUUAAGAUCUUUCAGAUGUUUCACAACAAGCUCCAUUUUUCUCCCAAGGAGGGUGCAUUACAGACAUUGAUGUAUUGACAGCCGCAGCAGCAACAUGAGUCUGGCGAGCUGUGGGAAGAGGUUAAUGUUAUUGUACUUGACAGCUGAAAGUCAGCCUCUGCCUCUGGCCUGCGCUUGCUCUCUUCCACUCACAUUCCCUUCUCUCCAAGCAAACCCAUCAACACAUUUGUCCCCAUGAGCUUAGCUACUCUCCUUGAAUGGGGCACCCCCAAUUCUCAAAGGGGAAUGCACUAGAAAGGUGGAGGGGUGACAACUUUUAGCUUUUCCAUUUAUCAUCUUCACUGCUGCUACUAACUGCUUUUCAGAUGGGAAGCUGAGGAUCACACUACGUGUCAUGUGCAGCUUGCAGGGACAUCUCCUGUUCUUCUUCCAUUCAGGGGUGAGAACGUAGCUAUUUGCCGAAUACUGCAUUUUAAGAAUAUUUAGACCAGGGUGGUCCAACUUCUCAUACCAAGUGGGCUGCAAGAGGACUUUGACACAGAACCCACGGGCUCCACCCUGCCUUGUCACACGGGAGGGGGAGUGAGGCCAACAUUUGAUGCCUCCCCCCCCCCAGCCUGUAUUCAAAAUUCACCAGGCACAUUUUGUACCUAGCUAUGAGCCACUUGUGAGCAAAUGAAUCUUUAUUCAACAUUCAACACAUAUUUACACAACAAUAUUGCCAUAUUACAGUUUAUGCACAAACAUUACACAAAAAAAGAGCAAGACAAUGAAAAAUAAAGAAAAAAUAAAGAAGAAAAUAAAAAUAAAGAAUGAAAACAAGAAGGAUAAAUUAAACUUCUGAUUUUUCUCAAGAAACAGAAUCUCAUUUGAUAAUUUUACACAGUAUCAUAUUAUUAUACUUUGUUUCCUUUAUUUCAUUCAAAGAGAUAUUCUUGGGUUUAUUAUCUGUACAUUACAAGAGUUAGGAGGUUUUUGCUAUCAUAAUAGGUUUUCAGAUAUUCUUUAAAUAUUAUCCAUUCUUUAUUCACCUUCUGCAUUGAGUACCUUCUAACUCUCCCCGUCAUUAUUGCCAAUUGGAUGUAUUCUGUCAUUUUAACUGCCAUUCUAACUUUGUAGGUGUAAUUUCACUCUUCCAAUUCGUUGCAGCCAGAAUCCUGGCAGAUGUUGUAUACAUAAAAAGUGGUCUUACUUCUUUCUUAAUUUCAUUUGACGUUAUCCCUAAUAGAAAGGCCUCCAGUCUUUUUGUGAAUGGGAAUUUGAAUAUCUUUUUUUAAUUAAUUGUAUACAAUAUCCCAAAACUCUUUAAUUUUUUCACAUUCCCACCACAUAUGCAUAUAUGAACCUCUCCCCUUUUUACAUCUCCAACACAUUUCAGAUCUAUUCUUAUACAGUUCGCCAGGAUGAGGUGCCACCGGUAGAGCAUUUUCGUAACAUUUUCUCUUAGAUUAUAACACACUGUAAAUCUAUCGCCUCUUACUUUAAAUUUAUUUCUUAAAGAAAUUUUUUUAAUAUUUGGAUGACAUUCAAGCCUAAUGUCAAAAAUGCUUGUGUUAUUAAAAGCUCUCCCAUAGAAGCUGCCUCAUCACAUCUGCGAGGAUAAACAGCUCCCCACCCUUGGAAAGCUCUGUGGUCAUUUGAGCAGGAAUUUUCCAUAACCCUCUCCUCUUGCCUCAAAAGAGGCUUUUUAAAAUAUUGGCCCUUGUGAAAUGCAAUUCUCUUUAUUGUCCAUUUAAUCACAUUUGCCACAGUGCCUAUAUCAACACAUGGGCACUGUUUUGUUCCUGAUUUAAUGCAGCCCUGACCUGGGAAAACAUAAAAGGGAAAAUAUUAGUCCAUAAUCAUAGCUGGGCUUCCCAGUGGGCGACCUUCUGCAUUAACAACCUGCUGGCAGGGAGUCAAAGCAAUCAGGCUAUAGACACCAUGACCCAACAGAGUUCUUCAAAUAUAAAUAAUUUUGCUUAUUAAACUUUUUAAAAAUAUGUUUUAAAUUACCUUUUGGAAUCAGCACAUAAAACUCAGCCUCCACCCGACCCGUGUCUCCCUGACUGCUGAAGCCCAGUUCUCAGGGCCAAAGUAGAUGCUGUUUGGGAGAUCUGUGAUCAGCUCUUCCAACAUCUAUUCUGCCUUUGAAAGCAGCCAGUGAGGGAAGAAGGUUUGGGAUCGGAGCCAUGGCAUUGGAGCAGUGGGGUUCAUAGCAUUUCUCCAGUUUCAGUCCCCCUCACCCGCUGCUUUUUGCCAUGGCUCUCCAUGAAAGAGGUGGGCAUCUGCAGCUAACAGCUCUUUGGGGAGGCAGUUAAAUCAAGGAAAUGGCAUGGAGGGAAAGGAUUAAGCACCAUUUCCCCACUGCUGCAACCCUGGUUUUAAUCUCCCCCUGGUUGCUUUCAGGCACAUACAUGCCGUCUCUGAUUUUGCCCUCAGUGAGGCAGGAAAUGUGUAUGCCUGGACUGUGCCACCUUGGACCAUAAGAGGGGGCUCAUAGGACUGAAUACUUGUCCAGCUACACACCAAUUCCCUACAUAUUGUGGGUUAUGUGUGGGGUUUUUGUAUACUUAUGCAGUCAUGUGAUCUUUUACUUUUCAUCUGAAGUGAUAUAGCCCAGACUCAGGGUUAUCAUCAUAGUGGGAAGUAGGCCUAAGCCUAUGCCCACUCGCCCCAACUUCAUCCCUUUCUACCCAUAAGCCAUGUGUGAGGCUUCUCCCAUUCCUCUCCUUCCCUCAGAAUCCAGUCACUUACAAACAAGGAGUUGGAAGGGGACCACUUGUACUACCGUAAUGUGCUGUAUAUGCCCUUCCCUUGGGAACGGUCCUGUCAGGAGCGUGCCAGCAGUAAAUCACACCAUGCAAGUUGAAGUUAACUCUUUAUUAGCAAAAAACACUAUCAACACAGGAGUGUCAGACCUAAUGAUCACAAUCAAAAUAUAUAAAAUAAAAAAUAAAAAAAUUGUCCAGUAGCACCUUAGAGACCAGCUAAGUUUGUUCUUGGUAUAAACUUUCAUGUGCAUGCACACUUCUUCAGAUACCAGCAUGCACACGAAAGCUUAUACCAAGAACAAACUUAGAUGGUCUCUAAGGUGCUACUGGACAAUUUAUAUAUACAGUGGUGCCUCGCAAGACGAAAAGAAUCCGUUCUGUGAGUCUCUUCGUCUAGCGGUUUCUUCGUCUUGCGAAGCAAGCCCAUUGACGGAUUAGCGGAUUAGCGCUAUUAGCGCUAUUAGCGGCUUUUAGCGGCUUAUCAGCUUAUCGGAUAAGCAGAUAAGCGGCUUAACGGCUUAGAAAAAGGGGGAGGAAAGGGGGGAAAAACCGCAGGAACUCGCAAGACAUUUUCGUCUUGCGAAGCAAGCCCAUAGGAGCUUCGUUUUGCGAAGCACCUCCAAAACGGAAAACUCUUUCGUCUAGCGAGUUUUCCGUCUUGCGAGGCAUUCGUCUUGCGGGGCACCACUGUAUAUAUUUCGACGGCGUCAGACCAACACAGCUACCUACCUGAAUCUAAUGAUCACAGCAACUCAUCUCCAGCAGCUCUUGCCCCUAUUAAGCAGUUGUUGUUUAAUAACAACUGUAGGAUUACCUCUGGUCUGCAGGCCCACAAGGCCGUUUUGGGGAAGCCAUGCCCACCCAACUUACACCUGGUGUCAUACAUGAUGUCAGAUGAAGGGCUUCAAAGGAACAAUCUGGGAGCUUAAAGUGAGCACCUUUCAGAGCUUUUAUGCAACCGAGGUUUUGUGCAGGGCUGACACUGAACUUCAGUCGCUCCCAACCUGAGACCAACACCCUCUCAACCUGUUGUUUGCCGCUGUUGCUGCAGCCAGUCACUGACAUCACCACCAACAGGUAUGUUAUAGUAGUAGGUGGUGGCACUUGGCUCUGACCUAUGGUGUGUUCACCAUGUUAAAUUACCAAAAAUGCAAUGACCAACCAAACAUUGGGCUGGGGACUGCAUUUUGGGUAGACAUGGCAGGUGUCUGGGUCAGUUCCCAUUCAAAAGCACAGCCAUACCCAUCACUAAAAUAAUAAUAAUAAUAAUAAUAAUAAAUUUUAUUUAUAUCCCGCCCUCCCCAGCCGAAGCCGGGCUCAGGACGGCUAACAACAAUCAAAUAAUCAAACAAUCAAAUAAUCCAACAUUCUAAAAACAUUUCAUUAUAAAAAUUAAUUAAAAUCAAAUUAAUGGCAACCGUUAAGCAAAAUUCUGUGCAGGUUGCCAGAGGAGGGAGUCAGGCUGGGCCCUGACCAAAGGCCUGGUGGCCUGGGGAUGUGUGAGGAGAGUGACUGGUGGUCAGUUGGUGAGGGAUCCUGCUGAAUCCCUUGGCAGGUGCCCAGUCUUGACGCCACCCCUGACGCCAACUCCGGUUUUAUGCUAGCAUUUUAUCUCAUUCUAUGGCUCUGCUGUGCCUUAUUUUAUUGUGUUUCAUGAUGAUUCAUUGUUUUAAAAUUGUGGCCUUUAUCAUCUUACAUUUAGCUGUUCUGAGUGCACUGCUGAAGCAUAGCCUAUAAACAUUCUGAAUAAAUAAAACAAUACUUAUAUAAAUAUAUCAGUUUGGUAGGCAGCUUAUCUCUGAUGCCUGCCUUGGGACUCAACUUUUGCUGCCAUUGGGAUCAACAAUGGAAAAGGGUUGGGGAGAAAGAAUAGCAUGACAAAAGAUCUGAACAUUUUUGAGAGUGGGGACUGGAAAAAAGGCAGUCACAGCGUUUGGAGGGCAAGAUAUACUCUAUCUCAUACCUGAAAAUAUUUACAAUUAUGCUAUAUAAAAUUGUUUGGUUGCCAUUUGUCACCAGGCAGAUCCCCGGAAGUGCUCAGGAGCCAGGGAUUCAGCCCCCUGCAGAGAUUCCUCUCUCUCCUCAGCAUAAAUUAUGAAAAGGAAACAAAGGAGUGCAUAUUUGCUGGAUGCAUAUAAUUCAUAUGAGUGAAAGCAUUCAUAUUUUCUUGAUGGAAGAUUAGAUUUCCAGGGCACAGAAGGUUGAUUGGCACCAAGUGUAUACGGCCCUGAUUCUUUGGGUGCUUCUAGAUGACCCAUUUAUUUAUUCUGAUUUGUCUGUGGCAUACUCUCCAACAUUCAUCAGAUGGAAGUAGGGACAUUCUAUUCUACAUCAGUAUCACUGCCUGAACAUUUCCUCCUGGUCACGUACAAAAGUUAUUGGAGGAAACACACAAAACUGCAGGAUUUAAGCUAAGGUUACCAGAUUUUUUUCAAUGAAUCCGGGGAAACUUUUCAACUUCAGUCGAAUUCAGUGGCUUUUGUCAGGGGACUGAUUUGUAAAUCUGGGGACUGUCCCCAGGAAACAGGGACAACUGGUAACCUUACUUUAAGCACAGAAUAGAGGGGAAAAGAAAACCCCAAAUACAGCUAACUGUGUGUGUGGAGCCUAUGUGAUAUGCAUUGAUGAGUAUUUUGGAAGCAUGGUAACUUUGAACAAUCAUUAUUGUUGUGAUAUGGGGUAUCCCAGUGCUUAUUUCAGGGUCCAGGGACAUCUAAACCUUUGAGUUUGGGGAUAUAUAAACUUCCAUAUUUUUUUUGCGUGUUCAGACCCAGAGACCUCCCCCCUAAAUAAAUUCACACUUGACUCAAAUUUUAGCUUGGUUUUUUGGCAGAAUUUAGGCCACAACUUUAUUGGUUACAGAAAGUGACUGGUUGCAUAGGCUCUGGUUCGAGUAGCAGCUUGCCAUGCAGGUAGCGAUGACCCAGGGUUCCAGCAUAGCUCAGCCAAGGGUGAACACCUGGAUAAGUGGAAAGCCGGGAAUGGGCUAACUCCGCCACCCAAAUGUCCCCCUGGACUCAGGCACGGGCACAACCCCCUCUCAGGGGAUGACCAAACCAUCAAGUCCCUGAAUUCCUUUAACGGAAUGCCCUUCACAUAGGGAUGGCGAGAGCAUUCUCCCAUCCCUAUCACCUGAACCAGAGCCUAUCCGCAACCUUACAAGUUGCGACGAUUUGCUGCACGGCAGGCGAAACCCAAAUGGCACCAGCCAAUCAGCCAAGUGGGGAAAAUUCCUGCCAUGCUCCUGUUCCAAUGACAGAAGACACAUGACGGCAUAACCAGGUCAAGCGCGCAAGCCCUAAAAGUAGGGAGAGGUGGGCAGGUGUUCCAAUGCAUGCACCAAAAGAGGAAGCUCUGGGUCACGUGCAUGCGUAUAUAUAGGUCCCUCGAUCCGUUUGGACUGUGCCCCAUUGGCCAGAUUGAACCUGGCUUGAGAGCAGUACAUGUGAAAAGGAUCUAGGAGUCUUGGUUGACCACAAACUUGACAUGAGCCAACAGUGUGACGCGGCAGCUAAAAAAGCCAAUGCAAUUCUGGGCCUCAUCAAUAGGAGUAUAGCAUCUAGAUCAAGGGAAGUAAUAGUGCCACUGUAUUCUGCUCUGGUCAGACCUCACCUGGAGUACUGUGUCCAGUUCUGGGCACCACAGUUCAAGAAGGACACUGACAAACUGGAACGUGUCCAGAGGAGGGCAACCAAAAUGGUCAAAGGCCUGGAAAUGAUGCCUUAUGAGGAACGGCUAAGGGAGCUGGGCAUGUUUAGCCUGGAGAAGAGGAGGUUAAGGGGUGAUAUGAUAGCCAUGUUCAAAUAUAUAAAAGGAUGUCACAUAGAGGAGGGAGAAAGGUUGUUUUCUGCUGCUCCAGAAAAGCGGACACGGAGCAAUGGAUCCAAACUACAAGAAAGAAGAUUCCACCUAAACAUUAGGAAGAACUUCCUGACAGUAAGAGCUGUUUGACAGUGGAAUUUGCUGCCAAGGAGUGUGGUGGAGUCUCCUUCUUUGGAGGUCUUUAAGCAGAGGCUUGACAACCAUAUGUCAGGAGUGCUCUGAUGGUGUUUCCUGCUUGGUAGGGGGUUGGACUCGAUGGCCCUUGUGGUCUCUUCCAACUCUAUGAUUCUAUGAUUCUAUGAACCCAACAUCAAGGGACCUACCAAUCGGGUGGCUGACCAAUUUUACCCACCCACAACACAGGGGAUUGGUCUCCAGGUCUCACUGCAACAUGUGCCCUCUUUGAGGGAGGACACGAUUUAAUGUUUCAAACUUCUGAGCAAAUUAGGAAGGUGUAAACAGCUGCAGCAUCCUAGUGCUGUGGUGAAUUCUGGAUGGAUCAGCUACAUAGGCAUCACCUGCCUCCCCGGCACCCCCUGCCUCAGCUGCUUUGGGAGUCCCCCUCACCCAAAUGCACAAAACAAGAUUUCAGAAGGCACUAUCAAUUCAGCUCAUGAGAAAGAUCAAUGCUUUCCCCCCAUCCACAUGAGAAGUCAGGCAGGAAGGGGCUUUGGAGGGAGGCAUUAUUGCUUCGGCGGACCCCUCCCCAUCUCCCCAAAUCCCUUUCCUCUCUAGUAAUCUAGUUCAGUUCAUUUUAAGCCACAGAGAGAGCCAAGCUGCAGGAUCAGAUUCAGACCUCUCUGCAUCUCUCUCAAAGCAGGAGCCAAAGAGAAAAUGGCCACUACACAUACACAGGCGGUGGCAGCUCAGUGACACUUCAGGUUCCCAAACAAAACUGGCAAUGAAAGGAAAGGCAGCAAUGCAAAGAAACUGGGCAGGGACCUAAGAGGUUUAGAUGCAGAGCAGACCCUCCUUGUCCCGUGUGAUGCUGCUGAGCAGUUUGUAAGAGCAUGCAAAUGAGAACCCAAAGUAGAUUGCUGCUUCUCUCUUUCCCUGGCCAGGAGAUGGAAGGAGCAAUGGAUGAAAAGGUGGGAAAAGAUUUUGGGUUUUUUGUGGUGGGGAAAAACUUGCAAUUGGGAAUUUGGGAUUCUGCGUGACAAAUAGAGAAGCCGUGAUGGCUUAAGGGUUUGUGUGAGGGUCUCCACAUUUUCAUUGCAAUGGGAGACUAUGUUGUGGGCAGGUUAGAGGACGUGGUGUUGAAGCAAGUGCUAUUCCACAGUUUCCAGUACAUAUUUCUGCUGCUUUUCUUAUCAAACAAGACAGUCCUCCUGAAGGUUAUUUGGGGGAAGCAGAGAUAGAUGACUCUGGGCCCUUCUUCCACACAAUCUGUUGGCUGAGAAUUCCUCAUGGAAAAUAGUAAGAGUUUGGAGGCACCUUUGGCCACACUCUGAAAAAUUAUGCUGUUGGGCUUAUACCAGUUGUAUUUACUUGUUGUAAUUUUGUUUGUUUUCAUCCUUGGACGCUGCCAAUAAAAAAAAAAGGUUAUAGGGCAGCCAGUUUACAAAGUGUAUAUACAUAUAAACAAAGGCAAAUAAACAAGAAGAAUUGGCACAGAGAGCCAAUGUGAAGUAGCGGAGAACCAGGAGAUUAUGAGGGAAAGGGGACCCCUGUGCUUAGCUAAAACACCAUCACGGCAAGGACUUCAUGACAAUAAACACUGAAGGAAUGACGGCAAGGAGCAAGGAUGUGCUGGUGUUUUUCUGCACUAGAGAAAUAAAAGGUGACUAGACUCGGGUGGCGCUGGGAUGCGGGUGGCGCUGUGGGUUAAAACACAGAGCCUAGGACUUGCCGAUCAGAAGGUCGGCGGUUCGAAUCCCCGCGGCGGGGUGAGCUCCCGUUGCUCGGUCCCUGCUCCUGCCAACCUAGCAUUUCAAAAGCACGUCAAAGUGCAAGUAGAUAAAUAGGUACCACUCUGGUGGGAAGGUAAACGGUGUUUCCGUGUGCUGCUCUGGUUCGCCAGAAGCAGCUUAGUCAUGCUGGCCACAUGACCCAGAAGCUGUACGCCUGCUCCCUCGGCCAAUAAAGAGAGAUGAGCGCCGCAACCCCAGAGUCGGCCACGACUGGACCUAAUGGUCAGGGGUCCCUUUACUUUUACUAGCAGAUAGAAUUCCACAAAAACUGGCCAGAAUAAUCCCUCAUUAGGAGACUCUCUGACACAGCAGCAUCUGGCUUCCCCACGUUGACUAUUUAAUUUGACAACAUUGGCUGCUUAAUGCUCAUUCAUUACAUAGCCUCAAACAUUUCUCCGAUGAAAAUAGGGACAUCCUAAGAAAAAGUGGGACAUUCCGGGAUCAAAUCAGAAACCUGGACGGCACCUCUAAAUCAGGGAUGUCCCUGAAAAAUAGGGACACUUGGGGGGUCUGAGCCAAUGUCAUCUCCCUGAAAACAAAUCAGAAUGAAUGCUCAGUAAAGAAGUCAUCUGGAAGCAGCCUAAGGAGUCUGGUGCAUGGACAGAACCGGCCUGCCACAUCUCCGUCCCCUGCUUUGAAAGAGGAUAUACAAAGAGCUAUCAGGCUUUCCCAGGCUUCAGCUUCACUUAGUGUAUAUAUGGCCAGGAACGCUGUAAGCUGCCAAACUGAGAAAUAUUGAAUCCUUUCCCUCCAAUAAUGUUGGGUUACUGCUGCAAAAACAGCUGCUUAAGGCUGUGACAAACAGAGCAACUUGACAAUAGCUAUUUUACUAGAGGCAAAGAAGGUUAUGAUGAUGUCUUUUGGCAGACCCGGCAUCUGCUGGAUUGACUACAUGACACAAGUGAUUCAAUGCCCUUCAUCAGUUAUAAAUGGGAAAAGCAAAGCUAAGGCUCUUACAUCAGCUAGGAUGGAGAAAGCAGAUUGAAAACAAAAACUGGUGCUACAAGGGAUGUGAAAGAAGCAAUUGCUUUAAGCUGCAGCAGAAGCCCCUUUAACUUGGGGUGAGGACAAAAUUGUACCAGCAGGGCACCAAAGGUUUUUGGAUACUACCUUUUCACCGACCUUACAGCUCAUAGUUUCUUUUUCCAGUUCUUGGGCUAACAAACUGGUUCUGCGGUCUUGAAUGGGUUAUCUAAGCAACUUGUUUGUAAAGAAAUAGAGAAACACGAUAAACCAGGAAUUCUGCUAUGAUUUACCGCACUCUUUCGGAGCUAGCUUCAUGGACAUCAAAGAAGGGUUUUUUAGUGCAUUCAGUCACAAUAAUUAAUCUGUGGAUGCAAAUCAUAGCAGCAGAGACCGAGGCUCUUUCAAAUGACCUGUUUAUUUAGUAUUCAUCCAGAUUUGUUUGCACCAAAUUUGCAUGAAGUUAAAUAGUAUUGCUGUUUAUUAAGCAUUCAUUCUGAUUUGCAUAUGCAGUUUAUAUUAACCUACACCAGUGCAUUUUGCCUUCACUUUUCUUAUCACAAAAAUAUGUGGUGAUUUUUUUCUGUUUUGGAAGUGGAUUUGCACCCCAUUAACAUUUCAGGUGGGGAAAUCAGGGCACCCCCCAUCCCACUGGCCCUGUUGCUCGCCUGCCUGCCCCCUCCCUGCCACUGUCCCCUCCCUUGCCCCCUUUCAUCUUUCUCCGUGGCCUCCUCCUCCGCAGCCUCAGGAGAGGCGACACCAGCCUGCAUAGCCUCCACUGCCUCUGUUCUUCCGGAAGCUUCUGGAAGUACUGCCAAGGAAGUAGGCAGGAGUGUGCAUGGGGUCUUCCAUCUUUUGGUCCUGUGCUCUUGUGUGAGCCAUUUGGCCCAUGCCACAACAGUGGUGUAGGUGGGGGGUUCAGGAGGGGCAGAUCACCCUGGGAAGCACUGGGCUUGCAGGGCAGCUGAGCCACCAUGUUCCUCCCAGGCGCCCCCUCAAGAGACUUACAACUUGGGAACACUGGUCAUUUCCCAAACAUGGGCAUCCAGCUGUAUUUGCACUAUAAUUCCCAUAUAUUCCUGAGGACUGGUCCUACUAGUUGGAGAUGAUGGGAAGUGGGGAACUUUGGAAGCAACUUGGAAGGGGAAUUUUUAAAGGUCUAAGAGGCUAUAUUUCCACACUUUACUUUGCUGCAUUGUUCAUGAUUUUAAGUUUCUGCUGUGGUUCUCUCACCAAUGAGUUCUUGCCUCAGACCUGGAUCUUUCCAUCCAGGGAAUUCUCCGUCUAUUAUUAUACCUAGUAUUUUCUUCUUUAACCAAAAUACAAACCAAUAAACCAACAGUAUGUCCAAAAAACACUGUUCAUUGGACAGUUUAAAAUCUAUUUGUCAUGUAGACAGGUGGCAGAGAAAGUCAGAGGAAUAAACGGGUUACAGACAGAUGUAAGGAAGCUGUGGGCCAGCUAGGGAAAGCCUAAAAGUAAACUAUUACCCAGGCCUGACCUAGUGAGGGUAUGUAUAACUAGGUCUUGUCAGGCUGAAGCAAUGGCCUGCCUGGGGGUGGAACCAUUCUGAAGCCAAUAGUACCCGUAUGGUCCUUCACUGGGCAACCUUGAAUGGCUUCAUAAGAGCCAGAAGAUCUCGGUCAAGCUGCGGCUGACCCUGAUGUUUGGCAAGGUGUCAAUACAAGAAUCCCGGAUGUUUGCCUUUGCCUGAUCAAGUAUUCUCCUGCUUGCUGCACUCCCAAUCCUGGCAACAGUUCUGGCUUUAGAAAUUAACCCCAGGGACCCUGGCCAAGAGGACAUCUGCUGCAGGGCUGGCCCUGAGUGUGACUAUCCUUGGACCCAAGUUCCCCACUCAUUUAUCACCCAAUAAAUAUGUGACCACCAAGUUGAGACGGUGAGAAGCCCCAGGUGACUUCUGUUGGGCAUGGGCUACAGCUGGGGAAAUCCCUUCAUUGCACAGGGCGGCAUGUGAUGGCCUUCAAAGCUCCUUCCACCUCUAGGGGAAAAGAGCGUGAGGGGAAGUGAGACAGGCAGGAGAUCUGGACCGAUGAUGGGAGUCAGGUGAGAGGAAGCAUAAGAAAGUGUGAGAUCACACCCAGGCUGAUGAACUGAGGGGGAACUCACACAUUUCUAUUUAGUUGACUCUGAAUCACAUUUUUUAUUUUUAAAAAAUGGCUGUGUAUUUAUCACACGAGUGCUCCCAAUAAGAAACCCGCCUUGCUGUUUAAUAGAUGCAAUUUGACUUCACUGGCACUGGCGCUCUUUAAUGAAACUCGCUGAUGUUAUUUUCCUCAACCCCACUCCACCAGCUGCCUUGCACAGAAACCUCCAUGGAUUUACCAUCCUAUCCUAAACCCACCAAGGACUUAUUUAAAUACUUAUUUAAAUACAGGCUAGUGCUUUGUUCUAACUGCUGAAGCAAGGACCAAAUGGAUGUUUACGGGGGGGACCGGACUCCCAUCUGAAUCCUCCCAGCAAACGUUUUAUCAGACAUUUACUGCGUACCCUGAGUGGUGGAUUACUUUAAUUUAGUAGAAGCAAAGGGAUUUGAAUGCCAUCAGGUUAACAAGGAGGAGCGGGAUGAAGGAGGAUGCUUCGAAAUGCUCCGAUCAGGUGGGCACUUCUCAAAUCCUACCAAUGGAAAUGUUGUGAGCAGCUCUGCAGUGCUAGCCAAACCUCAAGCCUUCUCAGUUAGGCUGCUUUAGUGUUUACUGGAUGUGAUAUGCAGAGAGGUUUCAGCAGAACCGUUGCUUAGGGAAAUAGGGGGAGGGGGAGGCAGGGAGGUGUGUCGCUGUCUGUGGGUUUUGCUCCCAGCUUAAGAGAUUGCUCUCUUCUCUCCAUAGAGCCUCUCUGACCACACAAUUGGCAAAGACCUCCAGAGCACGAGGACAGGGCAAAGGCAGUGAGUAUCUUUGCUUGGUCUCUAGGGUUGUCUGUCUGGGUGCACGAUCCAUGUUGAAUGUGUCUGCUCUCUCCUGAAUGUUUGUAUUUGAUGGGCAUUCUUACUGUCAUUCCCCCCUUCACCACCUUUUUUAGACAGACAUUUCUGUUCUUCCGUUUUGUCCUUUGCUGUUGUUUCCCCCAUAGUUUCCCCCAUCCAAAUAUAUUGAAUGAUGCCUUUGGUGAUGGUGCAAUAACCUCUUCUUCAAGUUGGGUGUCACAUAAUGGGGAGACUUCCCCCACCCCUUCCCCCAUCCGAGACCUCAAAACCUGCACCUGGCUGCACUUGAAAGAGUUGCCUUUGCACCUGCUCCCUUUAUUGCAAAGGGAAAAGGAGAUUCCUUCAUAGGGGAAAGCAAAUGCCUAAUAGAUGGGACCACCCAGGUAGUUUUCCCUACAAAAUAAACAACCUCUUUUUAUAAAACAACAACAACCACCCUUUGUGCCAUCCCUGUUGUUGUUAAGAAUAGCGGUGGAAUGGGACAGAUGGGAGACUUUGCCGCAAAUGCUUUUGCCUGUUACUGUGAAAUCAUGAAUAGACUAAAACCCUUUGGAAUCCAGGAGGAGGGGAAGAGAAUUUAAAACAAACCCUGGAGCUGUUUCACCUGUGCCCUGAUGGACAGGAGGUGCCUUGGCAGAUAGGAUGGAGACAGACUGUGGAGGGGAGUGGGCCAGAUCAGAUGCACCCAAAAUGAGGUCAGAUAACACCAGGACAAAACUUUGAUGCGCUUGCAGGUUUAUGGUUGUCUGAAAGCUGCUAUAUUCUCCGCCCACCACCCUGUCCCAAGAUUUUGCAGCACAGGGAAGGUCAAAUUAUUGGUCUGCCACAGAGGCCUGUGCAUGCACAAAGACAGGGAGGAAGAGAGGACCCAGUUUCUCACAUGGGCAGCUCUAGCCAGGGGAAUCCAGGGAAAGCAUCCUCACGUGCUGCAGCCUCAUGUGGCAAUGGGGUGGGCGGGCUGAGAGUGCGCUAAUGAGGAAAUUCAAAAGGGCUUAGGGAAUUACAGGGGUUGAUUUCAGCAAAAAUACAGCACAAGGCAGACGGUUGGGAUAAGGAUUAAAAUGAAUGCACUUGCUGGCAUUUAAUGCAAUCCCUCCUCCAUUAGUUAGAAGAGAAGAGGCUGUGUGUGUGUGUGUGUGUGUGUGUGUGUGUGUGUACAUAAUCAGAUUUUUACGUGCAUGCUGGGAUUGGUCCCUGCUUACCUACUUUGGAUUUCUGAAGACCUUCAGGCCCAUCUUCUUGCCUCUGCACUGUCAGUCUUUUCUAUCUGCUUUAUGUUUAUCCUUCCUGCUGAAGCACAAAAGGAGAGCUGUUUUGCAGAUGAUUCCACUUGUGCAGUGCCAAGUAAGAUCUACCUAAUAACUGCAUCCAUUUUCCCAGUCUCUAUUAGUUUCCAUGGGGUGUUAGGGGAGGGAUAGUACCUCUGGUGGGGUGCAUGACAUGCUCCUUCUGGGGUAGUUUGUCCACCUUUGAUUCUCACUCUGCACUCACCUCUCACCUGUGGCUCCUAGAAGCUGUCAGCAGGUGACAGUAGCCACAGGAGAGGGUAGCCAAUGGGUCUCAAACCCUCAGUGAAUUAAGGACUUCUCCUGCAUCCAAAGACAGGAUCAGGUGGAUUGAGUGGACAAGACCAAGAGUGGGUCCAAUGGCCAAGAAGGAGGUUUCUGCAGGUGCUGUAGAAGGAAGUGAGGGCCAGAUGGGGCCUGUCAACCUGCAAAGGCAGCCCCUCUAGAAGGACAAUUCUGAUCUGAAACCUCCACUGCCUUGCCAUGCAAAACAAUGUGGGAGGUUUGGAGGAAGGCAACUUGAGAAUGGGCCUUUUCAGUGUUGGCCCCAUGCUUAUGGAAUGCUCUCCCCAGGGAGGCACAACCAGCACCACCUUUAUCCAGUUUUGGGCACAAGGCCUUGGCUUUUGGGCCUUUAUUUGAAAGGUGGCAUUGUGGCAUCUUUUAAUGCAGUGAGACAUGCAAUCCUGCCUUUUAUCUGUCUAGUUGUGUUUUUAGGUUUUCACUGUUAUUAUUAACUGGUUGUAAUGUCUCUUUGGGUUAUUUUGUAAGAAAAGCAGCUAACAAAUAUCAUUCAUUCAUACACAGGUGUCCCACUCCAUUUGCUCCAUGUUCCUCUGCCAGUAUCAACUCUUAGCAUUUAAGUCACACAUUUCAAGGCUACACAGUGCUUUGUAUACAUCAUUCCAAAGAUCCUAAGGACACCAGCCCUGUAAGAUGGGCGGAUAUUACAUCCAUGUUAUGAAAUGCAAAGGCUGAGAGAAGAGCAACUUGCCUAAGGCCACUGAAAGAGUUUGCGGCAGAGAUGACACCUGAGCCGGUGUCUUCCUGUUUCUUAACAUCACCUCUCCUUUCCAUUAACCCCCAAACUGCAGAUAGGAGGCUGAGGCAGAGAGCUAGACAAGGCUUAUUUAUGACCACAGAUGCAGUUGCCUUCAGAAUGUGGGCUCCUCUUUAACUCCAACCUGUAGCAUGAACCUAACUCUUAAUUGGGUUUUUUUGGUCCAUGGGACUUCAGGUCUCAUCAACGCUGAUCAUGCUGGCUGGGGCUAAUAGGAAUUGGAGCCCAGUAACAUGUGGAGCAGAUUUCCAAUCCCUGACAGGUGCCCAAUGUUCUCCUCUUGAGCACUUUGGUGGAAACAGGGAUGGGCCUUGGUAAUCUUUGGUAAUACAGUGGUACCUCUGGUUACAUACGCUUCAGGUUACAUACGCUUCAGGUUACAGACUCCGCUAACCCAGAAAUAGUGCUUCAGGUUAAGAACUUUGCUUCAAGAUGAGAACAGAAAUCGUGCUCCAGUGGCGCAGCAGCAGCAGGAGGCCCCAUUAGCUAAAGUGGUGCUUCAGGUUAAGAACAGUUUCAGGUUAAAAACGGACCUCUGGAACGAAUUAAGUACUUAACCCGAGGUACCACUGUAUAGUGCCUGGAGCAAGGCCAACAUUUGGCGUCUCCAAACGGAUCUUCUCAGUUUUGUACCCUCUCAGCUCAGUGCCCUGUGUGGGGCAACCACCCACAGGGCUUUAAAUUGAAGGAGGUGAAAAGCUGCGCUUGAUAAAAUUCUCACUUCCACACAAAUAUAAAACAUUAAGGUGCUCUGUGCUAGGUGUCUGGCCGAGACUCUCCUCCUUGCAACUCUCUCGUUUUCUUAUGUAGAGAAGUGUGGUGCUGCACUAAGAAGUUUGCGUGAGGCAAGAUUUGAAUUGGAAACUUCCAGCCUCGUUCUCUUAAGACAAAACAAGAUGCUACAGGGGAGCUGAAGUGUAGGUGGUUCCCAUGAAGCAAAACACAGUGAUAACAGCAAGAACCUUUAUUGAACUAACCAGUGCUUUUUUUCAAAAAAAAAAAAAAUGUUUAGGGGUACUCUCAUUUUGACUCAAGAAAAUCACGAUUUUAUAAUUCAAAUCAGGGAAAAUAAAUACAGUAAAUGGACAAAAGUACAAAGAUUCACAAAAUGUUUAGGGGUGUGCGUACCUCUGCGUCCCCCCCAGAAAAAAAGCACUGGAACUAACAGAACUGGACAACAGGGGUAAAGCAGCUGGGCCACUUCCACUCUCAACGUGAUUGGCUGUCUAAACUUCCAAGCUGCGAAUCAUAACUCAGAGUUUAAGGGCCAAUGGCAGUGACCCAAAUACUGAAAUAUUCAGUGACUGGAUAUCAUGUAUUGAAUCAGAACACAAGGGCUCAUAAUCCUUAGUCCUUAUUCAAGAUCAGGCAAACAAAGACCACUGAAUACGUAAAAGGAGGCAUGUUGUAAAAGUCAUAUGUGAACUGAAGGGGAGUAUUUUCAGGGGCGAACUGGCAGGUGGUCUCUAUUUAGCAUUGGCCUGCUACUCUUGCUCCACUCUCUUUCCCCUUGAACUUGUGUGUGUUCUGCAUAAAGGCCCCAGGAGGUGGGGGACUUGCUGGCAGAUUCCUCAGUGCAUGCAUGUGAACAACUGAGGCUGCUAAAGGACCUGAAUCCAUUCAUGUGGCAUCAAGUCCUCCUGUUAUUUCAUUCUCAGGCCAGUUCAAAUGCCAGCCGGCUUCUCCAUGUUCCUGCCCAGCAACCUCACCUUGAUGUGAAGGAGUAGCAAGGGCAUAGAAUCAUAGAAUUGUGGAGUUGGGAGGGACCUUGAGGGCCAUCUAGUCCAACCUCCUGGAGGGGCUCAAACCUGCAACCUUGGUGUUAUCAGUACCAUGCUCUAACCAACUCCUUAUCCAGUUCAGUCCUGAGCUGAGACUGCCUUGCUUGCUGAACAACAUUGCACUGCAACCCCUCAGCGUCUCCUCCAUGGGCCACCCAGGGGCAUGGGCGUAGCCGGGGGGGCAGGAAGGCGCAGCUGCCCCCUAAAUCAAUAAAAAUACAUAGCAAACUGGGGUUCUGCCCUCCCCUAGCAAAAGGCCUGCCCCUCCUAACAAAAUCCUGGCUUCACCCAUGCUCAGGGGAAGGGAUAACAGCUUGCUAGGCUUCUUACCAAUUCUGUGUUCUGAAAAGCUACAAGGAAGGUCAGCCGUUGCUUCCAGGAGGUGAGAGAGUUUGCUGUGUUGAGGACAGUUGCCCUCCUUUGGCAAAAAAACCCUACAAUUUGCAGGAUCAGAACCCAGCAUGGUUUCUCUUUUCCCCCUGAAGUAUUGCCUCCUGGAAACUGUGUUUGCCACUCUCACAAGUCAGUCGGGGAAGGAAUUAACAAACGGAGAUGGCCUGCGGUGCAACACUUCUGAUGCCACAAAGAAAUAACCUCUCUUGAAAGUUUCUCCCCCCAGCCAGAGAGAGAUCUGAUCUAUCUUCUCGUUGAUGUGCCACCUUACUACUUUUUAAAGAAUAUGACCAGCACCACCCCAUUCUGCCACCUUAGGGCUCUACCAUUUUAUGCUGCUGGUAAAAUGGGAUAGCCUUAUUUCCAGAUAAUUCUGAACGGAAGCAUGUCAAGCUCAUCUCCCCCUGCCUUGUCCUCCCUCCCCCCUUUGGCUCCCCACGUUUUCCCUGCCUUUCUCCCAUCUUGGACAUUGCCAGCCAUGCUCCUUCCACCAUAAGGUCCCACACAAGCUCUGUUUUGUCGCAGUCUCCCUGUCUGCUGUGCAUCGUCACUGCCUUUCUCUCAGACACCCGAGGAGUUUAAGCAGCACUGCAGAGAUACAUGUCAUGUGCCUCAACUGAGAGAGAUCUGUGAGAUUUUCACAGUGCUUGCUAGAAUGGGCCUUGUGAGGAACGGCGGUGGUUGAGGAGCUCUGGGCAGAAGAUACCCAAAGCAUCUCCAAUUGUGAAACAAGCCCAGGUUUGGAGAAAAACUACCAGGUCUUCAUAACAUAAGCUGGCCAUUUGUACUCAUUGUGCUUGCAUCACUGUACCUUGGUGCCAGUUGGCCUUUUGGCCACAGGUGUCUUAUUUGUACAGUAUUAGGGAACCUUGCAGCGUUUCUUCUUAUAAAGGAGGGGUAAUGGCUAAAGUUCCAGACCAUGACUGGGAAGGGAGACACAGGUUCAAAUCCUGUCUUGGCCAUGAAGUCUGCUGUGUAGUUACUAUCUCUCAGCCUAGCCUACCUCCCACGGUUGUUGUGAGGAUACCACGUAGGGGGAAUUCACAUGAAAGGGUCAGACCGAGUAUACUGAUAUGCAGAAAAGGACUGCACACUUUAAUCAGUGGUUAAUCAGCAGAUUAAUCCACUGAAGGUUUGGCUGACUGGAAAUACAGUUUCCAUUGGGAAAGGCAGGUUUUAGUUUGUGGCGACUGGAAUUAAGGUUUUUUUAAAAUUUAUUUUGGGAGGCUGUUAUUUCAGUAGUAGGGAACGGAAAUAACAAUGGAACGCCUGCUGUCAAGAAUCGGUAGUGUUUGUUUGAGUAUUAGUUAUUUUAUCCCCUACAUGUUGUAUACUCUACACAUUGCUAAUAUGCAAAUAUAUUUUAAUGUUGUUAAUUAAAAGGCAGAUAACAAACAUUCUUUUUCUGAAUCUUUAAAAUUAUAUACUCAAAAGAAAUGAGCACACAGCAAUAUCAAACUUAAGUAGUAUAGGAUCAAUAUAGCCAUCUGCGUAUGACAGCAAAAUAUUGAAUAACCUAGACGAUUUGUUGGGAAGUACAGAGAGGUCAGUUGGGUUAGACAGCAAAUUGAAAACUACCAUUUUGAUUUGUUACUGGUUUGUGCACUGUUAGUUCAGUAAACUAAAUAUUAUUAAAUUAGUUAAGAACUCUAAAAAUAUGCUUUUGUGGCAUGAUGAGAAACAAAUUCUUUUUAAUUACUAUUUCAAAAUUCUUUAGUGGGAAAGUGGGCUCAGAUUGCAUUGCUCAUUCACUUGGGUCACAUAUUGUAAAACACAGGUGUUUCUUUCCCUCCAUCAUAGGCUAGGGUGUGCUAAAGCGUCACCUGUUUUUCAACUGGAGCUAAAUGCUCUGGGGCAGGCUGCACGGUGCCAAGCAGAUAAUCAUUUUAAUCAGCUAACAUUUAGAUUUGCUCUAAAAUUACAUUUAAAAUGUUCAAUAAAUAGAAAUCAUGCAAGAGUGUUUAUAACAGAAGGGAGAAGUGGGCACAGUGAAAUUAUCUUGGAGACAGUGCCAAAGCUUUCUGCAGAGGCCUCCCAUAUGGCAUCGAGAAAGGUUAUUUUAUAUUUAACUGUGCAGUCAUGAAAAGCUCUUGCAGGCUGUUUCACAGUGAAGUUAACAGAAGCAAAUUCCUCUGAGGCUCCGGGGAGGGUUAAGAGUGCAAGGUGAAUUUCCAUUAAGAUUUUGGAGUUUGAGAAUCAGUAUGGCGUUAGUGCAGUGGCUUUCAAGCUGUUUUCUUAGCGAGCCCUUAGAAAGGAAUGAGGACUUACUGGCCAAGAUGAUUCUCCUUCUUGACUGUGUUUAUUUACGUGAAGCUUUCCCACAGUGACCCUGUGCCCAAAGCAGCUGACAACCAACGCCCACUUGUUGUAGAUACAAAUGGAUCUUCUCAAUUUUGUACCCCCUUGGCUCAGCGCCCUGGGCAGGGGAACUGCCUGCACACCCCAAAUCCAGCAGUGCUAUAGGUAAAUGGGCAAGUGCGUAUUUUAUAAACAUGCACACAUCCAGUUUGGCUUUCAGUAGAAAACUGGAGCUUGCCUCUACAUUCACAGGCAUGAAAUGACCUAAUGGUUGUACAUCCAGUAAACUUUUGCAAUAAUAAACUUCAAAAGGCCUGUACUAAAAAAUAAAAUAAAAAAGCAAAAUUGUUUAUUCAUCUUCUUUACAAAAGGGAGAUCACUCCUAUAGUCUUGGAAAGUUAAAAAAAGUCAGUUUUAAUAAGUUCUAAUUAGCUCUUAAUUUGUUGAAAAUAGGCAUGCAUGCAAAUUAGCUCUCUAUUUUCUGGUAUUCUGUGUCAAACUGUGCCCCCUUCAAGGUCGUCUCUGGAAUCGCAAAGAUUAGAGAGGCGUGCAUUCAGUCUGAAAUUCCUUUGACCUUAUUUUUGUUAUGAUGCUCAAGGGAUUCCCAGCAUAGUGCCUGUGGGCACCAGCACAUUCGCUAGCAUGUCCUCUGGUGCCUGUGAAAGGGCUCAGUAUAUAUCCCCUCCAAAAUCCACCAUGCAUGAGAGGCUGUUCACUUUUCCUCUUUGCACUGGCUCCACCUUCCUGACAAUGAAGACCCCUCCUAAACAGGCCCACAUUUCAGGUCGGAUGCCUACUCUCUCAUCUGUUCUGAACAGAGGAAAGGUGCAAAUGGCUUCUCUCUGUGAGCAAAUGUGGUGGAAGUGAUGUAGGUGCCUUCAUCACUUUGUGGCCCUGUCUUUCCCCGCUCUCUGCACUUUUGUGGCAGCCACUCUGCCUUUCUCCUACGGUUGCCAUUUUGUGACUGGCGCUCAUGGAAGUCUCUUCCAAAUGUGCCCCAUGGCCCCCAAAGGUUGGAGACCCCUCCAUUGCACCACCCUGGCUCUCUGGGUAGCAUCUUGCUGGCUAAAGCUUGAAAGAGGAUGUUGAGUCAGGUGGACCCAGGGUCUGAUCCUGCUGGGUUGCUAAUUGUUAUCCCUUCUCCUUUUCUCCCAUUUGCUCCCCUGCCUUGUAUGACUGACUGCAGAAACAGAGGGAUGAGGACUCGCCUGGGAUGUCUGUCUCACAAAUCAGACUCGUGCAGCGACUUCACGGCUAUUCUUCCAGACAAACCCAACAGGGCUUUAAAGUGAGUAGUGGUGAGGCAAUCCACCUUCUUCCUUUUCUGUGUUGUUCUCCCCUUUCCUUUGCGGUGAUUUUAUAAAUCCUUCCGUUCUCAAUUUCUGCACCUGGCAGCAUGGAUUUCAAACCUGUAAGAAAAUGGAUUGUACAGGUUUUGUGCCAAAGGAGUAAGUGAGCCUGAAUCUUCAUGGAUUGCCUUCUUCUGCCGGAACCAACUUAAAUCCAUUCAACAAUAAUAGAAACCCUUUUAUGAAAUACUGUAAUUAGGACAGGGGUCAGCAAACUUUUUCAGCAGGGGGCCGGUCCACUGUCCCUCAAACCUUGUCAGGGACCGGACUAUAUUUUUUGGGGGAGGAAAUGAAUAUGCCCCACAAAUAACCCAAAGAUGCAUUUUAAAUAAAAGGACACAUUCUACUCAUGUAAAAACAUGAUGAUUCCGUGGGUGAUUGGGCCGGAUUUGGCCCCCGGGCCUUAGUUUACCUACCCAUGAAUUAGGAUGUGCCUCGGUUAGAAUGUUCUCUAUUAGAAGUGAGCCAUGUACAGCUGCGAAACAGUAUAAAUGAGAUGCAAACAGUGUAGUGCUUAAUUUGAAGUGGACUCUGGAAACCUCCUUCAAAAGAAGGUGGCAGUUGUCCAGAGCCUCAACCUCCUUUGCAUCCGUAUAUCUCCACUCACAUUUUGCAUUUCUUUAUGCGUGUGCCUCUAAGCAUGCUUGCACAGAAUGUCCUUGUCUCCGCACACUGCCAGAUGUUCGGUAUGCUCUGCUGGAAGCGCCAUACCACAAUGGCUGGUGAGGCUUGCUCCAGAAGCACAAGCCAUGGUAGAAGGAUGCUGGAGUCAGGCCAGUUAGAAGUCAGCCUGGCUGGACAGAGUAAGGAACGCUGCCGGAGACAGGGGAAAGGGCAAUAACUGGCUGGGAGCAGGAAGAGGAGCAGUCUGGGCAUGCAGAGAGGUGGCUUUGGGGCUUCUGUAAAGAACAACCUGGAUGUGACAUGGGACAGUCAGCAUUAGAACCUCCCACAUAAAAACCCCCAAUAUUAAUUGCAGUCUUGCUUUACCAAGAGCAGAUCAGAAUUAUAGUGCUGAGGAGGGAGACUAAGUUUUCUCCCCAUGUUGUUUUUAGGAUUAAAAUCUCCCUACCCCAGCUGCUACUUUCCCCAUGGGACACGUAGGUUUUCCUUCAUGGGGCAAACAACAGACCGGGACAGAGGGGAGGAAUUUUCCAUUAAGAAAACAGUGGGUGGGCUUACCCUUUACCCUAUUACUGUGGUCCUGAUUUGAUCCACCUGCCUUUUUAAAGUAUUUUUAACAAAAGCAGUCUUAUUCACAAGAAUGCCUACUCGCAUACUUAACUACAAGUUACCUGGAGUAGGGGAGUGCACCACCAGCACAGUUACCCCACCAGGAGGAAGGACUUCUGGUCUAAGAUUUUGUAUUUUGUCCAAUCUAUUCCAAUCUAUUCCAACAUUCGCCAAUCUUUUCCAACAUUCAACAUACUUUUUAAAAGAACUCUAAUGCCUGUACAAAGAAGGUGAUACAGAACAGAAAAUUAGCUGCUCUGUAAUUUUGCACAAGUUGUUUAGGCCAUAUAAUAUUGCAAAUUCUGCCAGGUUUUGGGCUGCCUUGGUAUACACUCCUCAAUCCCCAUUUCUCACUUGCAGCAAUGCUCACUGACCCUAACUGCCCCCUACUUUGUCACAGGAGAUUAUCAACAGAAGAAGCUACAAGAUGGGCAGAUUCUUUUGAUGUCCUUCUGUCCCAUAAAUGUGAGUAGAAUUGCAUUCCUCCUGGAAUCUAUUAUUUGCCCUCCAACCUUACCAAUUUACUAAUUAUUUAAUGACAAGGUUUACUUGUUAACUGCUUUGUAACAGGCCUCCAGUGGGAGUGGGAUCCAGUUCUCUUAAGAGCAGUGCUUUUUUUCUAAAAAAAUAUUUAGGGCACUCUCAUUUCCCUACUCAUAUUGAAAUACUGCCCCUCAAUGAGGUCAAACUUAGAUUCACAAAAUGUUUAGGAGUAUGCGUCCCCCUGCGUCCCCCCAGAAAAAAAGCACUGCUUAAGAGGUAUCCUGGGUUGUACACCUGGAUGAUUUUCACAGGAGAGUCUUCAAUUGGCUUUUCCUUAGAUCAACUCUUGUUAUGUGAAUAUAAAGCAAGAAAAUAAGUUUGACAUUUAUUUUGUAUUAUGUACCAUGCUGGCAACAUCUCCAGGUGGCAAAAACUGUGCAUCUCACUUGUGCAUCUUCAAAGGCCUUGCACACCCCAAAAGAAACAUGAGUGUUGGAAGUGACCUCUCAUGUGACGUAGUCCAGUCUCCACUGCUAUAGUAUCCUUGGUAGGUCACCAAGCAGCCUCUGCUUUAAAAACAACCCUAACCAAAGAGUCUCCACCACCACCUUCCGAGGCAAGUGUGUCUUCCACUGUCAAGCAAAUUGUACUUUUCAGAUGUUCUUCCCAAUGUUUAGUUCAAACCUCCUUCCUUGUAAUUUGAACUCACUGGAUUGGGUCCUGCUCUCUGGAGCAGACCUUCUCAACGUUGGGUCCCCAGAUGUUGGACUAUAACUCCCAUCAUAUUUGGAGAUGGCUAUUUCCGUCCGCUGCUCUGGUUCACCAGAAGCGGCUUAGUCAUGCUGGCCACAUGACCCGGAAGGUGUACGCUGGCUCCCUUGGCCAAUAAAGUGAGAUGAGCGCCGCAACCCCAGAGUCGGCCACGACUGGCCCUAAUGGUCAGGGGUCCCUUUAUCAUGUCAUCUCUUCUGCAAGCGUCUUCAUGUAGUGUUAGAUCUCUGCAUAUCUAGGGGCCAUACUAUAUGAGACAGUGGCAGCCAUAUGUGUUAGCUCAUGGAUCUUGUAAAGUAGAGGGUGGGGAGAAAAUUCCUGGGUGCUAAUUCUGACAGGCAUUAUGGCAAAGGGAGUGGAUCCUUCCCCAACUCCCAUGCUUUACUUUCCCACACUUUGGAUGCAAUCUUUGCUCCCUAACUCAGACUGCUGCAGCAGGGUAGGAUUGACUGGAGAUGUCCCUCAGCUGGUUGCGGGGGUUCAGUGUCCAUAGGUCCCCUCUGCACCCGUCAAAAGCAUGCUUGGUCAGAAAGCUACUGCUGAUACUUCCUUCUGGCAGCAGCCAGAUUAAGCCCCCCAAAGUGUGUCAUUAUGGGAUGGAAGGGCUUUGGAUGCAGCGGUGGGUCUGCCACUCCGUUCGGCCCUUCUGCUCACUGGCCAGAGUUAGGAUUGCUCUGUCCAUCACUCUGAGCACUUUUCUCCUCAGAACAUGUUCAUAUCUGGUAUGCAGUGGCUCAUACGCUGGAGAGGAAGGGGAAGGUUCGGUUCUUCUCACUAUCAUGCCCUUUAGCUAUAAAAAUUAGAUCCACACACCCCUGCCCUGAUUUAUAGGAGAAUAGGGUGAAGAUAUGUCUAGUUUGGCAUUAUUAACUCUGCCCUCCCUUGCAUUAGGGCUGAGUGAUAUUUGGCUUUGAACAUCGCAAUCCAUCACUGGCUAAACAUUGUGAUAUACCAAUAUAUCAUGAUGUCUGAAAUAAGGAUGGAUCUGCGUAGAGGCAUUGGCUGGUUUCACAGUUUCAUAUCUGCUGUUACAUCUGGUGAGAAUGGGUAUCCUCCUGAAACCCGAGUCUGGCUUUCUGCAACAGUCCCUUCAAUUCCGGCUUUAACGAUGAGCUUUGAGAUUUUUCAAAACUGCCUAACAAGUUAAUUAAAACGAAUGGGAAUUGGGCAUUCAAGUCUCUAAUGUAGGCUGCAGAUCUCCGCCCACACUGCUCAGUAAGAAAAAGCUACUUAUUUCAGUUGUUACACAAUAUAAUUUAUGUUGGGGUGGGGAACCCACAAUCUGCAAUUUUCAUAUAAACUUUAGAUAAAAUCUCCAACACCAUAUAAUCAACAUGCUUUCUCUCACUUAUAACCAAUGAAUUAUCCCAGCUCUAGUCAUGAAAAUAUUGUUCUGUUUCACUGACAUAUCACACUGGGAAUGUUCAGAUUUCUCCUGAUACAGGAUAUAUCCUGUAGCUUUUACCUUUCAGAGCUUGCAGUAUGUUGCUCUAGCUAGCUGCAGGGAUUGUUUCUAUAUCACGCCUCCUUUCCAAAGCACACCCACAUAAUGGAAAAGGUGGGACCUUGCUGCAGAACAAAUGCCCCUGCUGCGUGUUUCAAAUGCAAGAGUUACACACCCUAGUGCACAGUACAGAGUGAAAUUUCAAAGAAAAGAAAAACGGCUAAAAUAGUGGAGUAUUGCUCUUGGGGAGGAGGAUACUUUGAUGGAUUAAAUAAUCUCAUGUAGCCAGACAGCUGGAGGUGGGGAGGGACUUAUUUCCUGAAGCUUUGGAAAGCUACAACCACAGGGUUAGAGAACCAGUAGUAUGACUCCGUCUAAGGUAGCUUCUUAUAGCCAAUUUUGAAUUUUGCAUGACUACACUCUCUUGCAGUAGGCUGGUCCAGUGGGAUGCAAUCAGCUGCAAAUGAUUACCAAACAAAUAUCCAUUAAAAAUGCGUGUAAAAAUCCAGAGUGGGAAGCUAUGGCGCAGAAAAUAGUGACAUCACAGCAAUAAGUGUCUGUGACAGUGGUACAACCAAAGCCGAAAAUGCAAAAAAUGGCAUUGCAACAGAGAUUCCCAGGGCAGUCCAACAUUCCAGGGGAAAACCCUUGGAGACUAAUGAUUCAAAACACUAUUUUAGAACAUAACCAAGAUGAGGCAGCAUUCUAGGGAACAAUGUUAGGAGCCUGGUGUGAUUCAAACAGUCUUUUAAAAUGCAACCUUCAGCUGUGCUGAUAUCUGUCCUCCAGUUAAUCAAAAGCUUUCUCCCUCUUUGAAAGAGGCCUCCAUUUUUCUGCCUCGUUCUCAGAGCACUUUAGAAUUUCAUGAGAUGCAGGGUUUUGAGCUUAGUUUAUCAUUUUGAGGUGGCUGCUGGUGGUUUGGGUGUCCCGGUAAAUGUUCCCCCAGUACUCUGUCAUCUUCCUGGCUCCUGCACUGAAAAAUCCCCAUGAGAGGACACACCUCACUAUGCGUCCCCCCGGACUUGGUCGAAGUGUGGGCAUCUGGGAGGACUGCAGAGUACAGACCACUGGUGAGACAUCAUAAUGGCCAGUGUGGUGGGGCAAAGCCGUGGAUCUGCUCUUCCAACACUGGCACUGCUACAGCUUAACUGAACAGGGCUGGGGUGGGUAGUGUGGUGGGCAGUGGUGGGAGCACCGGAUUGUGUCUGCCAGUGAGUGAAAGAAAGAAAGAAAGAAAGAAAGAAAGAAAGAGUACUCACAAACACUCCUCAGCCCUCUCAAAAGUAAAGUAAGUGCAUCAAAAACCCUGCACCCCACCCAUGAGAAUUCCUCUGAAAUUUUCUCUCCCCUUUUAUAAUGCCGUAUUUGAAUGCAAUUUCUUUUAUCACUAAUUGAUGGAUAAUGGUUUGGGGGGGGGGGGAGAGAAGCAGUACUAUUUUCCAGCAUACUCCUAACUUAAAGUAGCAAAGAAAGGAAAAGGAGAAGCAGAGAAAUAACCCAGUUGUGAAAAGAGAGGUAUCGGAAAAAUAUGCUGAUAAACAUGGGCUGUUAUACUUGGCCGUCUUCCUUUAAAGCAAGCCUAUUUUUGCCCUAGCUGUAGGUGUCUGUGAAGUGAACACUGUUUUGAGAUCUGCAAACCAAGUAUUUCAAUCCAUUUCCUGUCUUGGUGGCAAAGCUAACCAGCUUUUCAAAAACAAGAUCAGUCAUUGUUACUGUGAGUGGCCAAAUAUCCUACAACUAUAUGGAGGCCUCAUAGCGCUCAUGUUCUUAUAACAGCUACAAUAAUCUUGUAAUAUUGCAGCUAUUUCACUAUACAGUGGUACCUUGGGUUACAUACGCUUCAGGUUACACACACUUCAGGUUACAUACGCUUCAGGUUACAGAUGCUUCAGGUUACAGACUCCACUAACCCAGAAAUAUUACCUCGGGUUAAGAACUUUGCUUCAGGAUGAGAACAGAAAUCGUGCAGCAGCGGUGCGGCGGCAGCGGGAAGCCCCAUUAGCUAAAGUAGUGCUUCAGGUUAAGAACAGUUUCAGGUUAAGAACGGACCACCAGAACGAAUUAAGUUCUUAACCCAAGGUACCACUGUAUAAACAAUGAAAAGAAGAGAAAUUUUAUCCUCGUCCAUUGCAAUCCUCAGCUAGAAGAGGAGGUGAAAGCCCAGGCAAGAUGGAAAUUGGUUGGCCUCUGGAAACAGCCUGGAAACUAAGAGAAGGUCAGGAUGUUGGUCAAGGAUCAAGGUGUUAAUGCAGAGUUUAGUAGGUUUGCAGCUGGAAUAGCCAUCCCACAGCUGAGACAGAAAGAGCAAGUUGCCUCAGCAUAGGCCUGGAGCAACUGUUAGCGUUAGGUAGUGUGGAUUAGGUAGACAUGAUUAACCCCCUGCCUUCUGACUGCUGCAAGAGCUGGCGCCCUUUUUAUGUAUCUGCCAGGUAUUUGGGAUCAGGAAGCACACCCAUCUCCUGCUCAGGGCUACUGCUGUAUGAGGACUCUGCACCUGAGGAUUUCUAGUGCAGGGCAAUGACAAUAACGAGAGGAAGCACUGGUAGCAAUCCUCCACCCACCCACCUUGGAAAGAGAAACUGAUACUGGGUCAUUUUUAAAUAUGUUAACCACUUAUUCUCCACCUACGCUCCACAGGAAGCAAUAAAAUGAGUUGUAUUUUCAGGCAGACAGUAUCUGCAAAGGAUCCUUAAAAAACCUCAAUAGUGCUUUGCCAGGUCCAUCCAUACUGGACAGGUCAGUGCUGCUAUUACCCUUUAUUUCUAAAAAUUGCCACAAAUCAGGCCUAAAGAAAAUAUGGGAGGAUGACACAGAAACUAGUGGGAUACAGCAGGCUGACAACAGCAUCAUCUAGAUGCUCUGUAAAAUGUAGGUGUGAAAAGGAUGUCCAUUCCAGAGAAAGGGGCUAGAAAGAAAAUCUCUUUUUGCUUGGCACUGCUGGAUAGCAUGACCCAGAACAGAAUUGCAUUUGAACUGAUGAUAAAGGUCUGUCCCUGGGGACUGGCUUGUAAAGGCUGUUUCACACAUGCUGGUCAUCACUUGCUGCUGCAGUCAUCAAGAUGAUCACAUCUCUGUGAGUUUAUUCUCAUGCUGUAAUUUGUUAUCUGUUCUGUGUUCAUACAUCUGAGGACAAAUAAUAGCUUAUUGGAUGCUAAAUCCUGGUCUGAGGAGUAAGGAAGAGGUAGGGGAGAAGAAGAGAGAGAUGUGACCAUGAACAGAGAGAGAGGACUUGUUCUCCCUGUAUAUUUCUUGCCCAGGAGAGAUGGUCUGGCUAGACAGAUGAAGAUUCCUUUUGACAGAAUGCUGGAAGAGACACAAAACAAGAACAUAUCUUGCACUGCAUCCCUCACAGGGCUGGGUAUGUGGUUUAUCAUUUGUCCAACAUCUAGCAGGGUGGACUGUCCUUAGAUCCUCAGUCUGAUUGCAACUGUCAAUACAUGGAAAAACCCUGCGUGCUUUCAAUUGCCUUGGCUUGCUUUGGGAAGAUUUCCUCCUCUUGCCCUCCCUCUCUCCCUCUGUCUCUGAUGUGUGUAUACGUGUCAUGCGACUCCUAUGCCCUUUGGCAAUUCCAAUUUCUCUCUCCCACCCCUCAGAUUCAUUACUAAAUCUCCCCAUUAAAAACAUUAUUGGAAAUUCCCAUUUUAGCCACAGAUCUGGUGAUGCUAAAACUUUGUUAGUUUUGAGUGGCUGCCAGGAUUCAAAAUACCAAUGCAAGUGUCAUUGAAAAGUCAAAUACUCAUCCCAGUUUUUAAAGCACUGACUGGUUUACAUGCCACAUCCAACUGCAAGCUCAAUCACUGAAUGUGUGGGCUUGCCAAUUCCGGAGCAAAAUGUAGGUUCACACAGCUCCCCGGCUCCCCAGAGCUACACCUCUGGGUGGAAUCUCCAUGAUAUGAUUCAGCACAAUGACACUGCAUUACACAUUUUGGACUAUUAGAUGUCAUUGCAGGAGAGAGGAGGAGGUAGUCAUAUGUGUGAUGGGAUAUGCAACAGAGAGAGAGAGAGAGAGAGAGAGAGAGAGGAAGAGACCCGGGAGUUGAAUGUCUGGGGAUUAGCACCAAGCAUCACUCCCUUUUCCACAAUUUAGUUUCUUUGCACAGCUACUGAGUUAACUGAGAGCAGGAGGCUAGUCAGAGGUCUGUGUGGGAUCUUUUACCUCCAGCUGCUUAUCUUGCCCCCUGCUUCCUCUAGGUUACUUUCUGGGGCAAAGAGGUCUUUCUCAGCAUAUCCAUCAUGAGAAAACGCUCUUCUUUCAUAAGAGCUUCUGGCCAAGUCUGCUCAGUUUCUCACGUCCUCUGGCAAGCAGCCUGUUUCCGGAAAAGUCAGUGUAAAUAGUGAGGAUGUCUGAGAGCAGACAUUGGAAGAGAAGGGAAAGGAACACAUGUGAACACAUGAUAAAAAGCUGUUUACAUUUAUUAUUAAGGGGGGGGCUCAUUCCCAAAAGGCAAAUGCUAAGAAAGCUAUGGGAUUGGAAAAACCAAGGCUAGUAAUAACAUAGCUCCCUAAUGAAGUGAGGUUUUUGCUACUUUCCAGGUUGCCUCUGUAAACAGUGGGCUUUGUUUGCAGUGGAUAGACCUUGAAAUAAAAAAUUGAGAACUUGGAUCAUAUGUAGGAAGAAAGCACAGGACUUAAUGUUGGUUCUAAACCACAGAGUCUCAUAAUAUUAAAAGUGACCCAUACCUAUAAUAUCUUACAAGGAGUCACGGAAUUUCAAAACAAACCAGCGAUUCUAAAACACGAAAGGUUGAAAGAGAAUUGUGGGGCAGAUGAAGGGAGCAUUCUCAUGUUAUCUGCUUGUCUUAAUGCACAAGUGCAUGCUAGCCUGCUGCUGCCAUUAACAAAACUCCAAGCUAUUCAGGGCCAUCAGACACACUCUGUGCUAUAUUGAGCUCAAGGUCACUAUGUCAGGGAGUAGGCAAGUGUUGGCAAAGGAUUCAGCCUGGAGUGGCUUAGGAACGUAUUUGGCACUUCCUAAAUAUCCACCAAGACCUUCCUUGGCCUAAGACAGUGCCUACAACAACAUAUUCUGAUUCAGUUUUUUGGCUCUCAUCCAGCCCAUUGCCACUUUAAGGCACCGAUACAGCACCAAUCCAGCUUCACUGGGUCCAGAUGGCAUAUAGAGUGAGUGAGCUCAGUGUCAUCCACAUAAUGAUGACACCAAACCCCAAAUCUAUUGGUGACAGCACUCAACAGCUUCAUAUGGAUGUUAAGAAGCACUGGGGACAAGAUGGGGCAUUUGCAGCCCUUGGUACAACUGCCAUGGUACUGAGCCUUCGUCACCCAAUGCUAUUCUCUAGAGAAGGUAGGAGCAGAACCACUGUAUCACCAUGGCUCCAACCCCAAUCUUCUGAGCCAGGAGGAUACCAUGGUUAAUGGUAUCAAAAGCCACUGAGACAUCAAGGAGAAUAAACAGGCACACCAUCUCCUGAUAUGAGUAAUCAACAAGAGGAACCAAAGCCAUCCUAGUGCCAAAAGCAGAGUGGAAGCUGGAUUUGAAAUGGGUCAAGAUAACUGGUUUAAUCCUUCCUCCAGUACUCUUAAUAGUUGCACUGGCCAGACACAGAUUUACUACCUCUCUGGGAACCAGAGCUAACUUUAAUUGGAUCAGGGUCAUCAUAUUUAGUGACUGCUGUAAAGAGGACAACAAUUUGCAUAAAAUUUGAAUGUGCUUAUUUUAUGCAUAGAUGCAGAUUCAGACAUAAUUAUUAUAAUUUAAAUAGAAAUACAAUACAUUUCCCCAUAGCGGCAUGCAUACCUGUCUACUGAUGGGAAACGUCAACACUCUCCUUCUUAGGUUUCAUUAUCUUAAUAUAAGCCUUGGACCGGACAGCUCUUCAGAUAAGAGGAUUCUUCCAGGGGACUGUUCUCUUACAGAAGACUGUUGCCUCCAAAGUACUCUCCUACUGAGCAGCAAAAGCAAACAAUAGUGUUAGCGGGCCUUCUCUCUAUUUAUAACAUAUAACCCAAGAUACCCUGGCACAGUUACUAAGCACCAAAGAGAUAAGGGCACUUUCACUAACUACCUAAAGCCAGCAGCAAGCGCAUUGUGCUCUCCUCUGCCAAUCUUUAUGAAAGUGGUAAUGAUUAGAAAGAGGAUGAUCACCCUCAUGCAUAAAUAGAGAUUACAAAUGUGUCCUAAAUAGCUGAUGGGUUGCAAAUGGUAUACCUGGGCAUAAACUCCCAUUCAACCAGAAGCUCAUUCAGAGGCCUUGGAGUCAUGGCUGUUUAAAUACAAUGAGAAAUAUGUCCUUUGUCAUGAGCUUAUAAUGAGCAGGGCAGUUUAGUCUUAUGGAGUGCAGAGAGCUGUUUCCCCAGUCCUCUCCUAUGCCGCAUUUCAAUUCAAACCUUGAGGGGUAGUCAUGGUUGCCUGGGCCUGCACGUGCCACACAACGUGAGGGGAUGCUGUGGUGAUUGAGUGGACUAUACAGUUUCUGAAUACAGAUGAGGAGAAGCAGUGGCGUAGCAUGGGGGGCACAGGGGUGGUUGCCCAGGGCACAAAAUUGUUAGGGGGCGCAAAAUUUGAGCAGCCAGUUCUGCCUCAGCAUAGCUGAGUGCUUCUGUAAGCUGGAGUCCAUUGAAAAUGGCUUCUCCAUGCAAAUCAGGAAGUGACUUCUCCAGACAAUGAAACGACUCUUCUUUUCUUAUCUCUGCAGCUGGGUGAUACGGACACCGUUAGGCAGUUGAAUGUGCAUGUAUACUCCAUCCGUUUUACUCUCUCCCACCCACCCCCAGGCACCGGCAACCCAUGCUAUGGCGCUUAGGAGGAGAUACCUUUUCUAAACACUCCCUCAUUAAACUCCCCCCUACCCCACAAAACCCCUCUUUAGAUGCACCUGUAUGAAAAGUUCUAGUCCAACUCUUUGCCUGUGUGCUGGUUUUCCAUUUACAGAGAGUUUUUAAUGCAAGGAAGCAUUUCUUUUUAAGGAGUCCUUUUCUUUGUUCUCCUUACACCUUACCAAGAGGCUAGCUUGACUUGAUUAGUUUUUAACACUUGAAGGAUCCAGGGAUUAGAGGGGUCUGGCACCCAGUUUAACACCCCAAGCCUUGAUUAAAUUCUAACACUUGCUGGAUCCAGGGUUUAGACCAAGAAUGAAUGAAGCUAUUUGGUUAGGCACCCUUGUUCUGUAACAACAUGGACUCGAGGCAGCUCAACAGGUUUCUUGGGAGUUCCUCAGUGAGGUAGUAAAAAUGGCACACAAGUCUCCUUGAAAGAGAGCUACCCCACCAUUACUGUUAUUGGUGAUGAGACCAAAAGCUUAGCUGGUAGCCAUGGUGUGAACAGAGGGCUAAACUGGACACAACACUAAUCUCACUUAAAAUUGCUCUCUUUUUACAAAAUACAUAUACAGUAGUUAACAGGUAUACUGCAAAAGGGUCUUCAAUCCUUUCCACCCUUGACCCAAGCGGGAAGGUUAAUCCCGCCCCAACACAUUACAGUCUUAGUGAGACGACAGUGGGGUGGGGGUGAGAAACACCUAUUAACUGGGGGGGGGGGGGAUAAAAGACAAUUCCAGUGAUGCAUUUAGUUUCAUGUCUGCUUUGGCCCAAGUGUGUGAUUAGCAAUCACGAUAAAAUAUUUUGCAAGCUCUUCUGCAACACAUAUGGGAAUUCCUCAGCAGACAAGUUGCCUUGAUGAGUUAAUUGAAGAAAGGUGAAUUACAGAUGUUUUAAAUACAUGAGUAAAUAAUAGAAAGGGUUCCCUGAUGGUACAAAGUUUUAAAAUUAAUGCACUCCCAGCAUUUAUUGCAUUUGGUAUUUGCAUCGGAUAUCAAUUGUUUAUAUAUACAACUGUUGGAACUCAUUUAUAUAUGCAUUUGUUUUAUAUAUGUUUUCACUGGACUGUGAAAUUGCUUCAAGAUGCUUCAUAGGAACAACAGUACAUAAAAAGCUGGACCUGAAGUCUAGUGCUAGCAGUAGGAGCUGAAUGACACCACAAUUCCCCACUCUCAUACCAAAUUUAAGUGUGUGUGUCUCCAGAAUGCUCACACACCAACUGGGCUUUCCAUGAUGCAUUUAUCUUCUUAAAAAUAUGCUGCACAAAAUGAAAUAUUGAGGGGGGAAGCCCAAACAUCAUUUCGUAGAUAAAUUGCAAAAUGUUGGUACCCUCCCUAUGGUCGUUAGGUGGAACCUAUGGUUCCAUUUCAUUAGAAUGGAACAACAGCAACAAACCCCUAAAAAUUGAAAAUGGUUCACACAUUCAAGCCUUAAACAGUUUCCCCUUUUUUCAGAUGGAGUGGCUGCGUUUCGUGCAUUCCUAAAGACUGAGUUCAGUGAAGAGAACCUGGAAUUCUGGCUGGCUUGCGAGGAGUUCAAAAAGACACGGUCCACUGCCAAGCUGGCUUCCAAGGCACACAGAAUUUUUGAAGAAUUUAUUGAUGUGCAAGCACCACGAGAGGUUAGUAGAUGCAAGAAACUGUUAUUCUGGCAGGAUGGAUCUUGGAAACAAGGGUGGUGGAGAGCAGCAGAGAACCCACCACGCACCAAUCUUCCUAGGAUUGGGGGCCACUUGUGGAACCUCAGUCUAUUUGUUUGUUUGUUUGUAUCUAUUUCUAUACCUCCCCUCAUUGGAGGUUCACAGGGCAGUUUACAGAAUAAAAACACAAAAAUACACAACAUAGGGCCACAGUUUAUAACCUGGGGGGGAAAUCAGGCAAUGUGUGCUCACCCCUGGAAUGUUUGCACAUACCACUAAGCCAUGGUUGGAUGGAUAUAGAAGCUAACAGCCAUUCAGGGAUCCCUCUCUGCAGAGAAGAAGGCUACCCACAGUCUUUUCCACAUGGGUGUCGUUAGAGGAAGCAUUGAUUUGAGCUCUGCAUCAGUCGUGCGGUUUUUAUUAGUUUUAUCAGCUUUUUAUUAGCUUUUAUCAGUUCUAGUAUUCUAUCGCUUGGUAUUUUUUUCUUAAUUACUAUAAUCACAAAGUUUAGGCUAAAAGUUUUAGAGAAAGCCCUGGAAAGUCUCGGAGAAAGCCUUAAUUAGCUCCAGCUCGACUCAAUCUACCAACUACUUAUCAGCAGGAGAGGAGAUCAAAUGCCCUAAUCUUGGAAGGACUCCGAGUUUCCUGAUUUACAGCAGAAAAUAGUGGCGGCUGAAUCUCCGUGAAAAUGUCUAAGGAAAAAGAAGCGAUGGGCUUCAUCUCCAUAAGCGAGCCCACAGCAGAAGUGCAAUGUCUUUCCCAUAUGACUGUAUAGUUGCAAGAACAUUUGACUUCCCAUCUUCUGGUGCAGCAUAAUACAGUGGGCAUGAGCUACAGCCACUUGGGUUUAGAUAUGCACUCAGACCUAAAACUUGAUAGAUGUCAAGUUCCAAAGGGUAUUUGUAAGGGAUAGAAUGGAAUAACAUGGAUACAGCAGGACUUGCUCCCCAGCAAAUAUGCACUAACAUGCACAGAAAUAUGCUUCAUAUUUCAAAUAUGCACAGAAAUAUGCUUCAUGACAUUACAAUAAAGGUUAGGCAGUUCAGAAAUUACUGUAAUUUGCUGAUCUAGAGAAGGAUCCUAAAACUUGGGUUACCAGAUGCCCAAUAUUUUAAUGAUCCUACUGCCUGUUUGUCAGGUGAUCAGUAUUAAAAUAUGAGAAACCAAUGCAUCUCAGAUGUGGUCCAGCCUUGGUUCUUUCAUUGCCUACCUACUCAUCCAGCUUGCUGCGUCUUUCACUUGGCAAGUUCCAUCAUUGCACUUGGCUCAAUAUGUUUCAACCUGAUUUUGCCCCCAAAUCUACCUCACCCCUUGGCCAGUUUGGUUAAAAUUAAAAGUUGACAAUGCCAGCUGAAAUUCUACAUGGCUGCGCAUGUUUCAUCGAGCCAGAUGUACUCCAGGUUUGCUUUUCAGCUCAAAAGUGAUGAAUUACAUUUGACAGUGUGACAAAAAUGCUGUAUUUGAUUGUGGAUGGAGGGCGGGGGAAGUGAAGAAUUGCCCCUGCUGCCUCACACAAAUUACAUUUGUGUUUCUUUCUCAGGUGAACAUAGACUUCCAGACCCGAGAGGUGACAAGACGGAACAUACAGGAGCCCUCACCAACGUGCUUUGACCAGGCCCAGGGCAAAAUUCACAGCCUUAUGGAAAAAGACUCUUACCCCAGGUUCCUAAGGUCAAAAAUGUAUACAGACCUGCUGUCUCAAACCCAGAGGAGGCUCAGCUAGAGCAGAGAUGGAGACUCCCCUCCUUAGAUACCAUGAGCUUCCUGCACCAGCCAAAUCCAUUUCCGUAUGUGAAAUUAAGUUCAUUGGUGUUACAACAGCGGUAGAAUGAGAGGGGGAGCGGAAGAAGCAUGAAGAGUUGGGCUGUAUGUGUGUGUGUAAAACAUGUCUCAGCAUGAGUCCAGUGCUCUCUUUGGAUCCUUGUGUGUGUGCGUGUGUGAGCAGACACCUAUAUUUUUAACUUUAGCAAAUGCACACACACAACACUGAAACACUUCGUAGGUGGUGCUGUUUUCGGGAACAUAACAUCUGAACUACAUUUUAUGCUGAAUUCACUGGUCGUGAAGCCAGGCUUCCUAAUUCCUUUACUACACUAGGCUAGUCGGUAAAUAGUCAUCUGUGCUGGACCACAAAGCAGAUCCAGAAAGAGCAUCUGGAGGGUCAGAGGCUGGCCUUGUCGAGAAGCGCCAGAAGCAGGCGGCCAGAGGUGCAAGGCACCAUGCAGAAAGGACAGUCAAAUUGCAGUAACUGGUCAGCCAGAAGGACAUAGACCAGCAGGUAGCAGAUGUAUGCCUCAGCAGAUGUCUAAAAAAGGGAGAGGCAAGACAGACAAGGCUCUAGACUUGGCCUGGAGUGAUUUACAGCCUGGCCAAAUAAAACCAAAUCUGUUUUAGGGGGGGCAAAGUGGAGGCUUGAGAUGGAUGGUACAACCAGUUUCCCCUUCGCUUUACCACCCGGAAUAGCUUAUCACAAGGGGCAACCAGCCUGUUGAUAAGAAAGUUUUGAAUUCAAAUCCAGACGAACCCUGACAAGAAGGUUCUACAUCUCUUUUCCCCUGUAUGUUCAGGCAGUUAUUUAUUUUCCUUGCCUUAUUCAAUAGGUUUUCAGACUGCUUUUAAGGCAAAACUGUAUCCCAAAGAGGUUCACAAUACAUAGCCAUAAUAAAAUCCAACAAUAAAACCCAUUCAAACAUAAUAUCCAGUACCACCAAAAGUUAUAUAGGCCAACCUACCACAGAAAAAAGAAAAAUAACUCAACCCUAAAAAGCAGUGUCCUAGAUUAGCUUCCGAUGUCCAUGAUAAAAAGAUGACCCAAGGUCUAUUUAAAAUUAAGGAGAGAUGGGCUUGCCUGAUUUCACUUGGAAUCAAGUUCUAUGACUGGGAAGCCACCACUGAAAAGACCUUCUUUGACAACACUCUGAUAGGCUGUUGGAGCUGGGGCAUACGGGAGAGUUAAAGCUGUGGUAUAAUGCACAGGACUCAGGCUAGCUCCUAUGUGAAAAGAGAACAACACAGCUCCUUUUUACUUGGAUUUGUAUUGAUGUGAUCUUGAAACAGUCUCUGCCCCUUUAGUGUUAUCCCUUGCCCCUCUAUAUACAGCCAUCUAAAUUAUACUGUCAUUGUAAGUCUCAGAUAUUUUGCAUUUUAAGCUCCUGCUCCAACUUUGUUCUGAAGACUGGUGGGUGGGUUUGGGGUUUUUUGAACAGCAUGCAGGGAUGGGAAGUAGAAGCAGGGAGUGGGCAGUGUACUCCUUCUGAAAUCUACUUCUUCUUGCUUCUUUAUUUCAUGGAUGGCCCUUUCAAAGAACUGUGAAUACACUUGUCUUACUGCCAGUAUAAAGAGGCAAAGGUCAUUGUCCAAGAAGCCAAAAACAUGAAACCUCCUUCAUAUAUGGGUUGGGGUCCUCCUGCCCUUGAGUAAUAGAACUAGCUCUACAACUAGAUCUGUUAGGAUGCUAAAACUUAUUGGCACCCUCACAUAUUAGUUCUUAGGCUCCCUCUGGGAAAUUGUUCAAGUGUUGUAGAUACAAUUAUCAAUUUGUGCUGUAGGAAUACCCCUGUGAUACUGGUGGUAAGAGAAAUAAAUAAAAGGAUGGCCAAUCUCCUGGUAAGGUUGCCAUCUCAGUAUGCAGAGUGGAUUUAUAUUUUGUGAAAAGCUCUAAAUUUAAGCAGAACCAAGACGAGUUCAGAUGACCUGGUGCAUCUCCUCACUCCAUUCAUAAUCCCUUCCUCCCCAGCAACUCCACUAUGCAAUAUGAUGUCUCUCACACCAAAGUGGGUAAGAGAAGGAGGGUAAAUAAAGUGGUGCAGGAAUGAGUGUGAGAAACUGAACCUGCAAAGCUUCUCCUAAAGAAACCGGAAGCCCAUCUAAGUUCCAAAGUGGCAGCUGUACAAAACAUGCCAGAGAAUUAUCAUUUUCCUGCUUUCAUGCACCAAUGGAUAAAAGUGGCACUGAACUCCACCAUAAUGCUAUUUAUCAUCCUUACCACUGACUGUUAUUUAUUAUUCACUGAUUGAUGUUGGUGCUGUGUGAACAAUAAGAGGACAUAUGGACCCUCUUUGAAGGGGACCUGUUUAGAGGAGAAAAUCUAUCCCAGAUGAAAAUCCUAGUCUUGGAGAGCGGUUUAUGUGUGUGAGUAUAUAGAUAUUAGACAUUAUGCAGCAUAUAUUUUUCUUCUUCCAAUACAGCAGCAUGCUCAGUUUUAUGUGUAUAUGCAGAUGUUGUAUUCUAUUACCUAAGAAACACAGCUUAAAAUAGACUAUGUAGACACCUGCUGUGUCAUGAUAUUGAGCAAAUAUUUCAGGUCAAACUUUCUCCUGGG
Messenger RNA from Podarcis lilfordi (Lilford's wall lizard), 45872 nucleotides. The record is from the annotation of a GenBank genome assembly. NCBI's taxonomy places the organism in Eukaryota, Metazoa, Chordata, Lepidosauria, Squamata, Lacertidae.